GGGUUAAUAAGCAGGGCUUAUGAUAACAACCCUUUUGUCAUUGAGUCAGGGGAAGGAAAAGCUAACCCUGCCUCCAGAUGAUACCAAUCCUGUUCUCCAGUCACUUCCAACAGCGGGAAGCUAAUGGAUCUGUGUAAAGCUCGCUCUCUCACACACAGACGGAGAGAUGAUUAACAGCUGACUGUAUAUGUUUUAAUAAGAACUGUCACAACUAGGAGCAUCUGAGUCAAGUCCCCAGCACCAGAAGGGUGAGGGAGGAACAAGCUCUUGAAGAGGAGGGUGCAAAAGACCUCCGUCUUGUUUACGGAGGUAGAGUUGGUUUUCUUGUAGGUAUGCUGGUGGCAAGAGUAUGAAGGUCCUCUGAAAUUGGCUGCAAUGUUUGGAAGUUUGGUGCUGACGCUGCUGGUAGCAUGGGUGAGUCUUCGGGUAGUCAGAGGAGACAAGGAACAGGUCAACCUCACUAUGGCAGUGGUGCUUCCGGAAAAGAACACCGCGUACCCAUGGGCUUGGCUGAGAGUGGGUCCAGCUAUCAAAUUGGCAGUAGACAAGAUCAACAAUGACCCAUAUCUUCUACCAGACCUACAUGUCCAAUACAUCCUUGGAAACAGUGAGAACAAGCAAGGAAAGUGCUCGGACUCCUCAGCUCCACUUGUUGCAGUGGACCUCCAGUUCACCUACCAUCCUGAGGUGUUCUUAGGCCCUGGGUGCAUGUACUCAGCAGCUCCCGUCGGUCGGUUUACUGGACACUGGAAGGUCCCCCUUGUCACAGCGGGAGCUGCUGCCUACGGGUUUGGUGAGAAAGUUGAGGACAAUAAGUUUACCACAAGGACAGGACCAGUCCAUACCAAGCUGGGACAGUUUGUGGUGCAGAUCCACCAACUUUUCAACUGGACCAGCAGGGCAAUGGUUGUCUAUACAGAUGACAAGGAGGAUGACCGUCCCUGUUAUUUCACAAUGGAAGGAGUUUACAUGGAGUUACCCAAAUUUAACAACUUGACCGUGCUGGAUAUGCAGUUUAAAGAUCGAGAACUCACCAACUAUACCUCAGUCAUUCAGGAAAUCAAGCAGAAGGGACGCAGUAAGUCUGACUUCCAAAACCUUUCCCUUUGGGGUUGGGGCUAAGGUAGCCUUCUAAUAAAGGUCUCUAUAUAGAUCUUAAUUAUUAUUAUUAUUUGAUUUAUAAAGCGCCAACAAAUUCUGUAGCUCUGUAUGUUUUGUGUUUUUUUUGGGAGGAGGAAGGAUCCCAAUGUGGCUAAAACCUUGCAAAGCAUUAUAGGAGUUGCAGUGCUACAGGAGCUGUAAAACUACCUGUUAUCUUCUCCUAAGCUAGUACAUUUUAUGUAGCCGUUCACUCUGCGGGAAAUUUAAAGUGUUUAUUUAAUGUGCUUCAUGUGGCUUUAAUAUUGAAUAAACCCUUUAAAAGGAAAUAUUUUUUACUGGCAAAACAGUUAUUACUUUUUAAUUACACAAAGCAUUUGCCAAGUUACUUUUAUUUUUUUGAUUGUGUUAAAACCACUGGAAAAAGCAUGCAAGCUAUCUGAGAUUUCCAUGUAAUGUGAAUCGAUAAAAUGAAUACAGUUUUACGCCCUAAAGCCAGGUUGACCAUGCUCAGUGGCUUUUACAAAGUAAUGAUGCUGUAUCACUAUCAUUUAUCCUCCGGUCUGAAUGAUAAGCCAAAACCUGUUGGUUUAUUGAAUCUUGCACUAGCAUACUUUAUAUAGCAGUACAGAGUAUGCAACCUAUUAAAGAGGCUGGUUAGAGAGCCAUUAUACGGUUUGUUUGGGAAAGGGUUACACUGGGUGUUGUGGGUGGGAAGACACUGUUUUUCUUAAUUAGAACCCCCCUCCCUUCUCUCCCUGCUGUCUGUAAUGAUAAUAUAGGAAGACUUGUGGGGGGGAGCAGUGCUGUGAUUGUGAAAUCUUCGCUGUGAUCCAGAAAUGCUCUCUGAGGAGCCCCUAUGCCGAGCGAAGCUGGGCGGACACAGAGUAUUCCUGGCUGAAGUGAGAACUUCCCUCUGCUGAGCCACACAGGCUUCAGAUUAACCUAUUCAAUGCCAGAGGUGUUCAAGGUAUUGCCUUGCUCACAUUUCUUGAUUUUUAACCCUUUGCAAGAGAGUUGAGAUUUACAUUCAAUACUAAUAUGAGGUUUAGCACUGUGGUGCUGCUUAUGUCCUUUAUGGAGAGCUGUCUAUCUUUAAAAAAUGCCUUAUUGGCUGUAAAGAGUUAAGUGGCAAAAUUCUCCUGGGGUCUGAUUAACAAGGUCCAGUGAAUGAAUAACCAACCAACCACUAUUAGCAGAGAACCUUGAACCAGACAGGCAUCCAUUUUCUAAUACCCACUGUCUGGGUUUAUGGCGGGUGACUGGCAGAGAAGCUUCCUUUGAUUAUGGGUUCUGUGCCAAAUGUUUUGUCAAGACUUUAUUGUUAAAGCAUAAUGAUUAACUCUUCCAGCAUUGCAGCACAUCUCACCCUCCGCACAGGUGCCAUCCAUGUCGGCAAAUGCUUGCUUGAUUUCCACAUAUGAUGAUCACAUCUUCUGGUAUCCUGAGCUCCCCCCAAACUAAUCUUUGUAAUACGUACAGAGCUUCUCAAAUCCAAUCAACAUCUUCAUAUGUAUACAUCUCCACUAACCAUAUAUUCUUCUCUUUCCAAUGCACAGAGCUUCACAAAUGCUGUAGCUUGCAUCCUCGUGUACAGAGCUUACACAUUUAACUCGCCUUCCUAUAUUAACUCAACCCAUGGCGUCUUCAUACAAACAGAGCUUCCCAAACGUAACCCAUCACUUCUUCAUACAGACAGAGCUUAACAAACCUAACAUAUCACUUCUUCAUACAAACAGAGCUUAACAAACCUAACAUAUCACUUCAUACAAACAGAGCUCCCCAAACCUAACCCAUAACUUCUCCAUACAAACAGAGCUCCCCAAACCUAACCCAUCACUUAUUCAUACAAACAGAGCUUCCUAAACCUAACCCAUCACUUCUUCAUACAAACAGAGCUUCUCAGCCCUAACCCAUCACUUCUCCAUACAAACAGAGCUUCCCAAACCUAACCCAUCACUUCUUCAUACAAAGAAAGCUUCCUAAACCUAACCCAUUACUUCUUCAUACAAACAGAGCUUCUCGACCCUAACCCAUCACUUCUUCAUACAAACAGAGCUCACCAAACAUAACCCAUCACUUCUUCAUACAAACAGAGCUUCCUAAACCUAAUCCAUCACUUCUUCAUACAAACAGAGCUUCCUAAACCUAAUCCAUCACUUCUUCAUACAAACAGAGCUUCUCAGCCCUAACCCAUCACUUCUCCAUACAAACAGAGCUUCCCAAACCUAACCCAUCACUUCUUCAUACAAAGAAAGCUUCCUAAACCUAACCCAUUACUUCUUCAUACAAACAGAGCUUCCUAAACCUAACCCAUCACUUCUUCAUACAAAGAGAGCUUCCUAAACCUAACCCAUUACUUCUUCAUACAAACAGAGCUUCUCGACCCUAACCCAUCACUUCUUCAUACAAACAGAGCUCACCAAACAUAACCCAUCACUUCUUCCUACAAACAGAGCUUCCUAAACCUAAUCCAUCACUUCUUCGUACAAACAGAGCUUCCUAAACCUAACCCAUAACCUCUUCAUACAAACAGAGCUUCCUAAACCUAAUCCAUCACUUCUUCAUACAAACAGAGCUUCUUAAACCUAAUCCAUCACUUAUUCAUACAAACAGAGCUUCCUAAACCUAACCCAUAACUUCUCCAUACAAACAGAGCUUCCUAAACCUAACCCAUAACCUCUCCAUACAAACAGAGCUUCCUAAACCUAAUCCAUCACUUCUUCAUACAAACAGAGCUUCCCAAACCUAACCCAUCACUUCUUCAUACAAACAGAGCUUCUUAAACCUAAUCCAUCACUUAUUCAUACAAACAGAGCUUCCUAAACCUAAACCUUAACUUCUCCAUACAAACAGAGCUUCCUAAACCUAACCCAUAACUUCUCCAUACAAACAGAGCUUCCUAAACCUAACCCAUAACCUCUCCAUACAAACAGAGCUUCCCAAACCUAACCCACCACUUCUGUAUACAAACUAAGCUUCCCAAGCCUAACCCAUCACUUCUGUAUACAAACUAAGCUUCCCAAACCUAACCCAUCACUUCUUCAUACAAACAGAGCUUCUUAAACCUAAUCCAUCACUCAUUCAUGCAAACAGAGCUCCCCAAACCUAAUCCAUCAUUUCAUCAUAUGCACAGAGCUUUCUUAACCUAACCCAUCAUUUCAUCAUAUGCACAGAGCUCCACCAGAUUAACUUCUUCAUAUACACAGAGCUUCUCUAACGUAAACCCUCAUUUCUUCAUAUAUGCAAAGCUGCCCAAACCUUACCUGUCUGCUCUUCCUGUGUAAGGUUCCCCAUAAUCCCUUCUUCAUAUGUACAAAGCUUCCCACACCUUAGUCUCUUCUUUUGUGUCUUAAGCGCCUCUAAUCUAUCUAUCUAUCUCUUCCCUAAACUAACCCAUUGCUUCAUGUACAGACCUACCCAAAAUAACACAGAUCCCUUCUUCCUAUGUACAAUCUUUUAAACCUCACAGUAUGUUCACGGUCUGUGGACCUGCAUGCUUCCGCAUGCUCCAUAACAUGUAUAAAAAGUAGCAGAACUUCCUCAACCUCUUUCUCUAGAUACAAUGGAUUGUUUAUACAACGCUCCGGAUGGCAGAUGGAGGGAGAGAUUGCAUUAAGUUUUAUUUGUCUCAAAGACUAAAAGACUUAUUUUUCCUGCCCUUCAAUCCCAGCAUUCCCCCCCCCAAAAAAAAUAAAAAUAACCUGUUGAGAUUUAUAGCAGUAUUGAGCACAUCUUGUAGAAUUCCUUGAGGGUUUCAGGGGGUCCUGCUGAUGCGUAGUUAAUAACAUUUUCUUUAUGUGGUUAUUCAGUUCAGGGAUAUUAAUUAAAGAGAGCGUUUAAAGUGAAUUCUAAGUGUUAGGCCAAAGUAGCCAAGCUGGAAUUAUAGCUGAUUUAGAGAAUUUCUCCAGUUCGUCUAUUUUGGUCUCGAGUUUAAAAUUCCCUUUGAAUUCUCACCAUAGCAAAACUGUGGAUUGGUUUCAUUAGUUAUAGGUUUACUCUUUAUCUGCAAUAUAACCAUGUUUACUAAUACAGUAUUUUGUAGAUAUUACUGUCGAUACUGCCCAGGCAUCAGUGCAUUGCGUAGAAUUGGGCUUACUACAUUACAGCGUUUAUUCCCCACCCAAAUUAUCACACAGAGAGCCCUGUGAUGCAGAGCUGGCUUACUUUGUUAGAUCAUUGUGAACUGUGUUUUUUUAAAAUGCUUAACCAUUAUUGAGGCUGCGAAGAACAAGGUUUGACCGUCACAGGCCUAGUGUGAAACCUUUGCUGCAUUUAUAUUUACAUUUUCAACCCAUGCUUUUAAGGAAUUAGUUAAAUUGUAGUUACUAUAGCAACAAUAAUUAAAUCCUGCCUCAUCUAUUUAUAAACCUUUUUCAACAUUGCAGUAAUAAUUCUUAAUUAUACCACCCCUAAAAAAAUAAAAAUUCUGAAACUUCAACCAUUGCAAAAUAAUUUUUAUUUUUAUUUUAAAUGGUUUAAGAAUUAACAUGUCUGCUCUAAAAAUAAGUUUUUCUUAAUGACAAAAAAUGUUGAUGUUUUUUGGCAAGCAUAUUCUGAGGGAUUAUAUUUUGAUUGUAUUAGACUCAAUAUGACAUGUAGGAUAUUUAUGUAUUUGUAGUGUUUUACGAAGAAGGAUAAAGUUAGAUUGCCCUCGUUUUUAAAUAUGUCGUUUGAAAGGUUUAUAUAGAAAACUUAAUUAUUUAUGUAGAAAACCGAAUUUGAAAAUAAUUAGGCCAAACAACAUAGUUAAACAAAAAAAAAUAUAUUAAGAAUUUAAUAAGUAUUACCAUUUUAAAUAUUUCUGCUUAAACAUAUGAUAAUUUAGGUUUUAAUUUACCUCAAUUUGUUAAUAAGUGAAUAAGUCAGCUGUCGAACAAGUCUAAUACCUGCUUAACGUACAAUAUGUAAGCCAGUGAUGAGAAAGUAUAGUAUGUGUUUAACAUUCGACAUAUAAAAGAUCAUUUACAAUAAUAGCUGCACUUUGAUUUAAGAUACACAUUUCUUGUAUUAUGGAGAGGUUUGCCUUGUUUUAGUGUAGGACAUAAUCUCAGGGGAAAAAAUCUCAAGGUUUCUUUUGCUAAACAGGGAGUGUUGGCGAGUUGUAUACCGGAUAACAAAAUUUAGGUCUUAGAGAUAAUUGUCCAACUCCGUUACCGUUAGAGCUUGGCCACUUCAGUCUGAAUGUCGUCAUUUGAUUUUCAGUACACUGCAGUUCGCUGUUUAGUGACUAAACCCUUACGUGUUUGUAUAAUUUUUGAUAUGUUGUGGACGAUUUGUUUGGUUAUAUGACUAUUACUCACUUUUCCCCUCAUGUGUCUAUCAACUCAAUCAUAAUAGAUUUUUGUAGACCCUCUAUAGCUGUCCCAAUUUAUUCCUUAGACCAGGGGUUAAUGCCCAGAUAUUGCAGAACUACAACUCCCAUGAUGCUUUGCAUGCCUCUACAUGUCUUUAGAAUGACAAAGUAUCAUGGAAGUUGUAGUUUUAAAAUAUCUGGGGAUCUACCUUUUGGGCAUUCCUGCCCUAGACUAUGGGUAGGCGACCACCGGACUCCAGAUGUUGCAUUCUCUAUAUCACCUGAUGCUUUAAGAGCAUUAUGGGAGAUGUAGUCCACAACAACUGGAGUGCUGCAAUAUGCCUACCUCUGUUCAGAACGGGUCUGCAAAAUUAAAACCAAUAUAAAAGACUGGGAGCUGAACGUAUCAUUAAGUAGAUAAACCCAGCGUUUACAUUUUUCUUUGAAUUAUACAUGUAGAUUUUACCAUGUUUCACACAGCGUGUAUGAAGCCCCCAUUCCACAGCACGUACUAAAAGUAGGACAGUCAUCAGAAAACAUCUCAUUGGUUUCCAUGGUGAUUGCUCCAUAACUACAACUUUGCCCCAUAAUUGCUUUUCAUACAGAACCUGCAAUGUGCAUAUUAUUAUGUUUUCCUCCGGCUGUUGGUUUCUCCAGUGUCAUUCUGUUUUUCUAUUUUAUUUUUAUUCCCAUUCGGGUCAACUGGCUCUUCUUCGUUAUUGGGUCAAUAAAAUUAUUACCAACUGAGCUGGGUAUUAAAACCAGUGCCUAGAGACCAGGGAGUGAAAGCUUAAUGUCUCCUGGGCUAAAUACCUUGCUAUUGUUAUAUUACAGCCAUCUAGCAUGUCUUUAACAAUCGAUUCCUAUAAACACCUUCUCACUCGCACAAGGGAAGGAAGUGUCUAUCCAGAAUAUUAGCAGCCUGACAGCCGUUUCCAACUACUCUUCCUGGGGAAGGCAGCAGUAGCAGGAGGAUGCAACUCCCUGACAUUCCUGCAGACCUCUCUCCCUGCGCAUUCCACCGCUUUAACUUACACACAGCCUGCUAACACUACCUGGGGCGGGACAUUCAGAACAUUUUACCUUUUCAGGGAAAUCUUUGUAAAUUGUUAAAGCAGCACAUUAGUUUAGCAAUCACGGGAAGGUAUUUGAGGUCACAUUAGUCCCUUUAUCAGCAAUCUUCGCGAUCGACAAUAGAAUGUGCGGCCGUGUGCUUUUGCCAUGAUGCAAUAUUGCUGCUGUUGUGUGGCAGAUGCUGGCUAUUAUCCUGCUGUCUGAACACAGCACUAAUCAUCUGCUCUCCUCUCCAUUCAGAAAUGUCAAUCUUCCCCUGUGUGACACUCAGAUACUCAGGGAUUGCUGCCUGGGGGGGACCCCUCUGGAUAACAAGGCCCAGCUGUGGGCAGGAGAGGAAGGAAGGAACAAGAAUGCAUGCAUUAAAAAUAAUUCUGAGACCUGCUGUGUCAGGAUAUAUUACCGAGAAUGGCUGGCAGAAAAGACCAGUGUAAACCCUUUCAGAUCCAGAAUGAACGGGGAAAGGAUAACUUCUGCUGCUCACAUAGGGAGUAAAUUAGGACACUCAACUAUUAUAUCACAAGUCUAUGCUUCCUCCACUAAAACGUGUUUUUCUUUCAAAAUGUAACUAGUCAUGCUUUGAAGGGAUAUUAAUAGUGUCACUGACAACCUGCUAUGGUAGGGAUACAUGUGGUUUAAAUUGUAACUGCUUCACUCUGGGAGUUGAUUGAUAAGGGCCGUGGGUCUUGUAUAAUUAUAGUUAUGAUGGGAAGGAUGCGGACCCUAUAUGUGUGAUCAUGUCAUGCCGAGUCUGGAUCAUUACAUUUUCUCUCACAUUGCAAUAGGUGGGAUACAGGCUUUGCAUAAUAGUACUACACACAAAAUACAAAAUCCUCGGCACUUGCUCAUUCACUAAACAGCAAUUUCAAUUUCAUAAACUAAUGAUAUAAGGGCAAGCAUUGGGCUGCUAGAGUAGUGCCUGCUAAGAAUGGGAUACAUUGACAUUGUGGCAGGCUUAUGCAAUGUGUGAUCAUAAACUGUAACUAAAACCCCAUUAUUUUUUGCUUAGGUAAGGUAUUUUGAAAUAAAACUAUUACAUUCUGGGAGACUUGAAAUUGCUAUUUAGUGAAUGAGCAAGUGCGCUGGAUUUUGUAUGUUGUGUAAACUGGCUAUAGCAGCACCCUUACAAGUAUGCAUCUGAGUGCAGCCCUCUUGGGUUCACUGCAUAAUAGUACUGGGACAGUGUCUGCCUGCGAGGGGUACAAGCUGUGGUGGGAAUAAUUAAAGUAUUCUCAUAUCCAUGUGCUGUCGGGGAGAUACAAAACCAUCUUCCCUCCAUGUACCUGCACUUUGUACGAAAAGCCAAGAAUUCUGGGAUGGUGUCAAUAGGGGCCUCCCCUGGACACCCUGACAUUACACCAAACUGCCCCCUGCUGGAACCCUGCAGGACUCAUUGGCAAGAUGGAAAUAAUGAAACCAAUUCAUUAUUUAUCACAUAUUCAUUUCUUCUGUUUAUAUUUAAUAGCAUAUUAACUCUGCCUAGGGUGAAUAUCAAUAACUCUCUUGAAAUGUUUUUUUUGUUUGUUUGGUGAUUUGAGGUAAACUAUACCCUACAUACCCUCAUUCGCCAUCUCUUUCCCUUUAUACGGUUAUUCACCGAAAGUAUGCAUUGUCAGGAAUUCAAAGUGACAUUUAUUUUUCACCCAAUACAGACAAACUGAACUCAUAGCCGACUUUGAGAGUUUUUCCACUUUUGGCUAUAUUAGCCUAAAAUUUUAAAUGAACUUUAAUUUCUCAGCAAUUUACACUUUAGCGAAAAAACAAUGUACUUUUUGCAAGAAUGUAAAAUGCUUUUAAGAAACAGGGAAAUAAUUACAUUUCCCAAGAGAAUAUUUUCAGGAAUAAGCUCUGAACAAAUGGUGGAGGGCAACUAACUUAAGCAUGAUUAGAAUGUACAAUUUCUUCCUCUUACGCUAAUUCAAUUUUAACAAAUCAUUUUUACAAAUAUUACAUAAAUGAGAGUAAAUGAGAGCAUACACAUUAUAGGAUCAAUUGCACGUUUUCUGGCAUUUUUGCAUGCAUGGGAAUUCACACGAUGCAGCCUUUUUGCUCAUGAGGGCAUGCCCUAUUGCCAAAAAGGAGGGGGAUGGGGGGGUGGAAUAACACUGCCUACUGCCUAGGAAAAAUACAUUUUCUGCAUUUUUUUGUUCUGAGCAAGAUUUUCACCCAUUUACUUUAUGAUGUCAUUUUAUUUUGAGAUCUUCAAAUAUUUUUCUUAUCGACUACACCAUGGUUCACAGUAGAGACACAUCAUGGUAUAUAAGGAAAAUGACUCUGUGCUUGCAUCUUAUCACAAAAAGGGGUCAUUAAUAUAUGACAAGGUUUCCAGACACUAUUAGUAGUAGUAGUAUUAAUAGUUAUAUGGUGCCAACAUAUUUUACAAUGCUUUCAAUUAGAGAGCGAGGUAAGGAAAGGCCUGAUCAGAUGAGCAUAUAAUCUAUGGUAGUAGGUCUGUUAUGGAGAUAGGGUUGAAGUCAGUCUUUGACACAUUUUAGAGUCUAGUUUGACCAUCUAGUAGGUUCCCCAGCAGCUAAAAACCACCAGGGAAUUGAAGUUUUGCACAUACCUCCCAAGUGUCCCUAUUUAGGAGGGACAGUCACUCUUUUGGACCCAAAUCCAUCUGUCCCUCUUUUCUAUCAUAUUGUCCCUCUUUUCUAGUAACUCCAACUUGUUGUGUUUUGAAUAUAUAACAGAGCCUGACAACAAUAAUACUCCCAGUAAUGUAUCUUUAAACUACAAUACAUGUGUUUAGAAAUCAGUCUGUGUAAAUAAGAUACAUUGUUCUUGUUCUAAAUUACAAUUAAGUUGCAUUGUUAUUUCCCAGAAUACCAAUGAAUCUGGCCAUACCCCCACUCACACCCCAUUUGUCCAUUUGAAUGGUUUUGCAUCACCUUGUGAUCUGUCGUCCAUCUCUGUUACACAGACUCAAUAUUCCUCCUGCAAUCCCCAACAGUAUAAAACAACAUGAGUUAUGUAUAUAGAGCAGGUCUGUGUGCGUGUUAAAAAACUAAAGCAAACGCCAUGGUAACUUGAACUAUUGCUGCUAAUUGCUCCAGUUUCAGCUGACUUGUCCAAUAACUGCUCCCUACGCAGAUCCUUGAGGGUUCCACAUGUAAUACAUUCUCUAUGACAGGUAUCAGAGCAAACCAUUAUUCUUGGUUCAGUUUGUGAAUUCAAAGGUAUAGCUUUACUGUCACUAAAUGACAGGCAACCAGAAUGCAACAUAGCUCAUCUUUUAAUACUUAAAGCGUUACUUCAAGCACCACGUCCACUACAGUGAUUUGAAGUAGUCAUGGUACCUGGAGUCUGUAUGUCCAGUGUUUCACUAUGAAAUGCUAGACAUACAGAGUUUUACCUCUUUGCUGCCAGAGGUGUAACUCACCCUCUGGCAACGUCACUGGGGCGUCAUUAGCCAGCCUAGACCUAGAGUUCUGGGCUGGCUAAUGUCCAUUCUGUGCAUAUUCCUAUCUGUCAAUGAACACCUGCAGGAAUAGCAUUUUGCGUCUACUGCUCUGCAGAAUUUGGAUGCACAUUACAGUCCACUGGAGGACCCUUAGAGCCCUGCAGGACCCAGGAGCGGUUUAACCCACUACCAAGCAAUGGGGCCAGGGUACUCCUAGCAUCAGAAGUACUAUGGCAAAAGAAGUAGCCCUUUAAGAGCACUAUUGCACCAGUCCAGUUCUCUGCCAAAGGCAGCGUAUUAUGGACACAGACAAAGUAGGAUUGUGGUUUUUUUUUUUUAAAGUGUUUGUCUUUAUUUGAUAUGAAAUUAUUUGAGUCAGUGCUCAAUCCACAGUUGGUCACUAAUUAUAGGUAAUAUUUAUCGAUAUGAAUGAAAUCAUUAUGAUAUAACGAUUUUGACUUUCGGCUACGAAGCACAAUCCACAAUUCCAUUCUACUGCCGAUGUUCCGCCAAAAGUCAGAAAAUGUUGUUGGCUUAAAAUCAUGCCUAACUUGUGGGUUAUUAGUUAAAGGGACACUAUAGUCACCCAGAUCACUUCAUCUCAUUAAAGUUUUAGAGAAACUGCAAUAAUUACCUUGCAGGACUCAGACUGUCUCUAGUGGCUGUCAAUCAGAGGCACUAACUGGAUGCUAAUGGACUCCGGGUUAACUAAAUGACACCGGACGUCCUCACAUUCUGCAUGAGGAUGUCCAGCAUCAGUGAAAUCCCCAGAGGAAAGUAUUGAGGCAAUGUUGCGCAUGCGCAUUAGGAUCCCCUGCUGAAUGACUUCGGAGGAGGUGGUGCACCAACCCAACGCCGAGGGUAUCUGCGCUGGAAUUGGGUGAGUAAAAACGUUUUUUUCUUAACCCUUUACAUGCUGAGGGUGUGCUCAAGGGAGGUGGGGAUUUAUACAUUUAAAUUCAACAUUACAAUGGCUUGGCAAAAUUUCUAGUGAAUGUAUAGAUUGGGGGGGAGGGGCUUGAGAGUUAUGGUGGACAGACGCAUUUUGGGAGAGCACCUUAUCUGAUUCUGACACCGGCUGGUCCAACUGGGAGCAAUUUCCUGCAAUUUAUUUGUGGAUUGCAUUGACUGAGCUGGGUCUUGAGCUUUAACUUGGCACCACAUCUAUAUGAUGUAAUCCUUUGAUAGUUUUUGUUUUUGACAUAGCUUUUUCUUUUGGUUUCUUAUUAGUGUACUUUUUUCUGUCUGUCCUCACUGGAUGUUUGCUUAUCAUAUUUACAUACUUUAUGACCAAACUAGGGGCCUCUUAGAUGGAUCUUGACGUAGGACACACGACUGUCUACUCGACUACCAUCAAUUUAUAAAAUUGUGCAGAUGCAUAAUUAUAUGAAUGACACAACAUUCUUCAUGUCUUCUUUAUUUUGAUACUCUGUGAUUCUGUCUAUAAUGUUGUAUUGGUAUGCUUUCGCACAAAAAAAAAUAAAUUAAAAAUAAAUUAUGGACAAGUCCUUUUCCCAUCUUAAAUCAUUACUUCUGGAUAGACUCCUACAUCAAAGAACUGACUGACAGUAGAAAGCAGGAGAACCCACCUACAGAUAGUUCUCCUGCUCUAUGGCACAGAAAGCACAGCACAUGCACUGGAUUUGCUAUGGUUACACCUUAACCAAUGCUUUUUGUACUAAUGUGACCCUGUUCAAAAUUGGUGUACUGGCAAUGAAGCCUAUGAGUCAACAUUAAUGAGGAAGCUUUCCCUGAUUUUGGAAGUCUCCCAGAGCAACACAACAGGCAGGACCUGAAAGUUUAUCAACCGCAGAACUAGGGAGGAGAACUUACUGCAUUGAGGGUAAGUUGUUAAUUCUAUUAGUUUUGAAUAUGUGAUUUAUCAUUAUGAUAAAGUAUACAUUCAUUUUUUUUUUUCUAUAAAAAGUGAUAUUUUAUUACAAAGAGUUGUGCAGUCAUAGCAGUAAUCCAGACCAAUGUAUAAACAUAUUUCAAAACAAUGCAUUUCAGUUAACGUGGACCUGUCACAACAGGUUAACGUCUCAUUGACACCCAUUAACAUGUCGAUAAAUAUUACCUAUAAGACUGAAAUAUUACCCCCUCAGUCGUGGUGCUUCCUGUAUCUUUGAUCUUAGCGUGUUGUAUUUGUAGUCAUAUGAAGUCUGUAUAUGCAUAUGAAGUAUGUUCAAUUAUGUUCCUGGAAAAGCUGUAUUUGCAUAGAUUUCAAGAUAGCUCAUUCAUUGUAAAUGCUCUCCAGGGAAAUUCGUUAGGUAGCUUAUCCAACUAUCACUGAGGAAAAUACCUUCUUUCUUGCGUUUCUGCAGUGAUGGGGAGGGUAAAUUGUCACCAGAAUUGUGUUUUUUUUUCCAGCUACUACUAUUCCUAUUAUCCCCUUCUCAACCUUGUUAUUAUCAUUAUUUAUAUAUAACCAACAUAGUUUGCAGCGCUAUACAAUCAUAAAAUGGCUAUAAUUGACAAGUAGUUGGCAUACAAAACAUUAACAGAAACAAAAGGUGAAGAAGGCCCUGCUCUGAUGAGUUUACAAUCUAUGAGAAAGGGGUAUAAGCCAGGGCACGACAAAUCGAAGGUCACCAUGGCGUCUAGGAAUUUUGUUUGACACCAGGGUAUUUGUCGGCUGAGGGAGAAUGAAGGUUACGCCGAGGGAGCUGUCAUAUUCUGGCUCUUCUUGCUCUGCUCCCUUGCGCUUCCUGCUGUAAUGCCUGGAGAUGGGAUAUGACAUCACUCUGGCCCCAGCAUCACUAAAUGGUGCACGAGCGAGCAAAUCAAGAAGAGUUUGAAGGUAAGAGCUUUCCCAAAGGUAGGGAGGCUGGGUGGACCUAAAUUAAAAUAAAAUGUGUGUCUGUCAAUGUGUGUCAAAUCAGUGAGUGUAUAUCUGUCAGUCAGUGAUUGUGUGUGUCUGUUUAGGUGAAUGGCCCCCAACCAUUGGCAUAGGUGUUUUUACUCAUCUUUUUCCCCGCACCGUGACAGUCUCACCACGACUGGCUUCGCCUCCAUGGCUGAGAUAAUCAGUCUCGAUGAUCUCAGCCAAUCCAAUGCUUUCCCAUAGGAGCAUGCAAAGCACGUAAAGUUGAAUGUAGGUACUGCACACUGUGCAGCACUGAACUAGGAAGCACCUCCUGUGUUCUGAGUGACUGUCACUAGAGGUGUUGCUAAGCACUGCCUUUUCUCUAAGCUGUAUGUAGUGGGUCUCGUGACCAUAGUGUUCCUUUAAGAAUUGUAUUUUUGUCUUUGAAAACAAAGCUUUCUUAGUUUAAAAAACCUGACUCCUAACUUUUUUAAGCUGGCUCCUAGAUUCAAAGCAAAUUUGUCAAGCCCUGGUAUUGACACAAGAGAGUGAAGGAGGGAUUAAUGGAUAGGAUGCCUUUAUUGAAAUAAGCUAGUCAAAAUGGUGUGUGGAAGAACUGAACCGUAAAAGGAUGGCAAGUGAUCCAUGGAGGUGAUGCAAUUGUUAUAAGAGGAGCAUCACCAAGGAAGAUGGUAGAAUUUACUAAAGAGUUGUCUUCAAUUAUUUCUGGAGGAUAAAGGACUGGAGGCUAGGAUAGAGUCUGAUUGCACUGGGUAGUGACCUAUAAAGGACAGAGAAGCCCUUGAAAAACCGUGCAAAUGAGAGUUGGCAGUGUGGAGCAAGCAGAUGUAAAAAGAAGGUCGCUAGCACAGUGAAGGCAACGAGAAGGCAUGUAUUUGGGGAAUAAAGAGUAAAUAGAAUGAGGAGUGGAGCUAUUAAAGGAUCACUAUAGGGUCAGGAACACAAACAUGUAUUCCUGACCCUAUGGUGUGAACACCACCAUGUAGCCCCCCUGGGCCCCUCAUGCCUCCAUAAAUAUAGCAAAAUCUUACUGUAUUCAAUCCAGAAACUGUAGAUCUGCAUGCUGUUUGUCUAAAAAAAAAAACAAGCAGUCUGCUGACAUCAUCAGAAGUGGUGGCCUGAUCCAAUCACAGUGCUUCCCCAUAGGAUUGACUGAGACUGACAAAGAGGCAGAUCAGGGGCAGAGCCAGCAUGAUUCAAACACAGCCCUGGCCAAUCAGCAUCUCCUCAUAGAGAUGAAUUGAAUCAAUGAAUCUCUAUGAGGAAAGUUGUGUCUGCAUGCAGAGGGAGGAGAUACUGAAUGUUUGAAUGCAUUUUAGGCAGCCAUGACUCAGGAAUGAUCUCUAACAGCUAUCUGAGGAGUGGCCAGUAUGGUAUCACUAGGCUGUAAUGUAAACACUGCAUUUUCUCUGAAAAGACAGUGUUUACAGCAAAAAGCCUGAAGGUAAUGAUUCUACUCACCAAAACAAAUUCAAUAAGCUAUAGUUGUUCUGGUGACUAUAGUGUCCCUUUAAGAGCUUUAUAGGUAAAUGUAAGCAGUUUGAAUUUGAUACUGAAGGGUAAAGAAAGCCAAUGUAAUGAUUGACAAAGGGGCCAGGUGUGGGAGUAGUAGUCAGUCAGGAAGGCGAGCCUGCCAGCAGCAUUCAUUACAGUCUUAGGGACAGUGUGGGUUUUUGGGAGGCCAACGAGUGAGAUGCAGUAGUCAAGUCAGGAAAUGAUAAGUUCAUGAACAAGUGCGUUAGCUGUAUCUUGAGUUAGAAAAGGGUGAAUAUGGGCAGUAUUUUAAGAUGGAAGUUACAGGAUUUGGAGUCUGAUUGGAUAUGAGGAGAGAAGGUAAGACCUGAGUCCAAGGCAGCGGGCUUGAGGUACAUUGGUGUGCAGGAGAUAGAUGGAACAGGGCUAUUUCACUGGAAAAUAGGUGUUCAAUUUUAGAAAGAUUCCGCUUUAGAUAACAGAAAAAAAUCAAGUUAGUCUGUAAAAUUAGAAAUUUGUGACGUGUUCCAGGAGAGAGGUCAGAGGAGGAGAAGUAAAUCUGAGUAUUGUCGAAAAUUUUUUAACAAAGUUAACAAGAAAACAGAGCCCUGGGGGAACACCAACUCAUAUUGUGUUUGAUGACAGAAGACUCUUUAGUACUUACACAUUAAAUUUUGUCUUUGUAACAAUACUUACCUGGUUCCCAAGCUGAUCUAAAACCUACGAAUGGGCCGUUUGUGCUGAACGACAAUAACCGUUUCACGUAGCCCGAAUUCCAGUGAGGAGAAUACUGCUCAUGAUAGUAGCACGUUCUUUAAGAGGCAAUGGGGGCAUAACAAUUCUUCUGGCUCUAUUUGGUCCACUAAGUCAAUUAACACAUAAUAGUAUUUCAACUCCUCUGGUGAUAUUUACUGUGCCCUGUUGUGGUUUCUAUUCUCAGUACUCGUUAAAGCGUUCCUUGUUACAUUGUGAUAUUUCUGUUAUUGUCCUUGGCUUUGUUCCUGACCCUGAAUUCUCUUCAACUCGUUUCUCUCUUGUUUUCCUGUUCUAUUGAUAUAUUGUUUACCUGACUCUGCCUACUUCUCAUUUUUGCUGUCUCUCUGUUAUCCUAAACUAGGCUUAUAUUUAACCACGUUUCCUCUCUCUUAAAUUAAGUCUGACCACUCUACAGCCUGGUAAUAUGUUUAUUUCAGUCCAGUUUGUUACUGCUAUCCUAGACACUGUGUGUUGGGGUUACACCACGUGACAGACUGCUUAUCGCUAAAAUUCGAAAAGCAUGGUUUGUAAAUGUGUGGGUUGCAUUCCUAUUAACUUACUGACACAAUUUAUAGUGGUUAUCAAACAGUUGCUGUUUGUUAGUUACUAUCACUAAAUCACUUCCCUAACAUUCUUUAUAGCUAUAAGCAAAAUAUCCUGUUUGUUUUUUUAUGUUUUUUUUUAAAUAAUCUUUAUUGAUUUCGAAGUUUUUUGAAAAGAGAAAGGUACAGUGAUACAGCUGAAUAUAGCAGGAUCGAACAGUACAUACAUCAAAACAAAAUGGUACAGAGUGCACAAAAGCUACUGGGACAUAGCACCAUCAAACCUAAUGUUAGCAAUAUUCAUAGAUCCAUGAAAACUCUCUUAUGACACUGGAGCUCGGAAGUGUACAAGAAUGCAAGGAAACCUCUAACGUGCCUGAAAAGGACCACAGAAGACUACAGCAGCGUUAAAGUUUAUUUAUAUACUAGUAAAGUUGAAUGGACAUGAGGCCCUUACAGUAACGGCAUAUAACACCCUCGAAACCUACACCCUGAGAUAUGGGAAGUCAUCACCUGGCCUCCUGAACUUACUCCAAUUUAGUUUAUUGGGGAACACAAGCAAAUGAAGUCAGGAAAAAGAUAAAAGAAAAAAUAGGAGACAGGGAAAAGGUACGACUCCAGCCCAACCCUAUCGAAGCUGCAAAUUACCUGGCCACCUAGAUUUGCAAUGUGUCAAAAGGAAUCAGUAAAAGGUUCAACUCUACCCCUGAUGAGCAACAAAGUCUAGCCAACAACGCGAUAUAUCAGGGAAUUUCUCUUCACAACACUAAAGAGCUGCCGUUAUAGCAUCCAUGUUUCUAAUCUUUUGCAUUUUAGCAAACCAUUGCACUAAGCUUGGCGGGGUCAUUUGUUUCCAGAAAGCAGGGAUAAACACUCUUACCACAUUGAGAAAGUGCCUCAUGAGGAAUUUUUUACAUUUAGAAAUUGGGAGUGGAAUAUGUUUAACCAGGUGUGAACUGAGCAUUUUCUCCCACUAUUGAGAUCAUCCUCUCGUGAACCUGGCGCCAAAAGGGUUUUAUUUGUUAGCAUUCCCAUCAGAUGUGGAGCACUGUGCCCGUGUCCUGGCUGCACCUUCAGCAAGUACUAAGAACAUCCAUGAAGAGCUUGGUCGUUCGGUAUCUCCAUGACAUAAGUUUAUAAUUUUUUUCUUGAAUGGUGGAACUGAUGGAGGAGCAUUUAAGUAAAGCGUACAUCUUCAGCCAGUUUUCCUCCGAAAACACCGUCUCCAGGUUGUCUUCCCACAAUUCCAUAAAUUACGGAGGAGAUAGUUGGAUCAGGAUUACCUGUUGGGUAUUAAGAAUGCAGAUUUAUCAUUUUAGAUAUUUUUUUAGUUGUUAUAUGAAGAUUUAGAGGAAUCUUAUCAUAUCUACAAUAUCUGGUGUAUACGCGUAUCUAUAGGUAUCCCUACAUCUCUUCUCACUGGUGUUUUAUUUUUUAAUAUUUUCUCACAUAGUCUGACAGUUUUCAACUUUAUUUGAUGCCCUCCUGUUUUAGAAUUUUUCUUUUAAAUGAAUGACUGCAGAUCCACAUGGACACAUAAAUAAUAAAGUACCCCUCUUCCCUCCUGUCAUUUCCCCUGACAGCCAUUUAAUAGCAUUAUAAUAAAGUGUGGCCAAUUGCUAAUUAUCCUCAGAGUGAAGUUGUAAUCCUUUGUGGCGUCCAUCCUUCCUUUGGGAAAUAAAUCACGUCUGUCAUAUUUCAUGAGUAAAGUGUUCGAUCCACUGCAUCAACACUGCUGUUUCUUUUAUACUGAUUAACCCUUGGCUUGCAUCGUUUAAAACAAUGUGAUUUAAAGCAGUAAUAACUCAGGUGCUGGAGAAAUUAAACCUGUUUGACAGCACAUCCAAGACCCAACCAUGAAAUUUCCUUCCAGCGAGCCUCAUUUCAAACACAGAAAGUGCCGGGGAGAUGGAUUGAGUCUGUUUUGUGUAUUACAGAGGAUUUGCUGUGGCAGAGAACAAACAAAUCUCGGAAAGCGGUAGCAAGGACAGAUCUCAAGUGCUUGAUCAUAUUCAGAGCCAAUUUAGAGUGCCUCUCUGACUGUAGAAAAUGCUUACGUUAACCACCAGAGCAUACACACAGUCUAUCUGUUUAGAGAUUUUGAAGAAUAAAUUCAAAUUCCCCAACCACCUUUUGCCUUUAGUGAUGACAGCGAUAUAUAAUUAAUAAUUUUCCCUCUUAAAUCUUUGCUUAAAUUCACUUUUUGAAGUGAAACUUUUUGAAUACUGUUAACAUAACGCCUUCCCUUCUGACCCCAUGUAUACAGGUAUUCUAUGAGACACCUAUAUUCCCCUUUGCUCUAGCAAUAGCAUUCAUCGUGCAGAGGGCCAUAGGACUUCACAUGGUCCUUCCGUAUUGUCUUCAGUGGGGCUGGAAAAAUACCUUCUUCUGAAUUCUAAGAAGGUAUUUUUUUUCAAUUUGGAUUUUAUUGGUAUUUAUGCAUCCAAUAUACAUCUGUGUCAUUAUAUAUAUAUAUAUAAUAUAUAUAUAUAAUGUAGGAAGAAGCAAAAGCAUACAUGGUAGCAUCACAUGACAAGGUACAUCUGAAGAGCUAAGAAUAUUCCUAUAACUGAAGGGAAAGCAUUAUGGAUAUAAUAUGACUAGUCAGGCAUAAUAACCAUCACUUUGGGUUUAGAUUAUAUUAGGGAUUAUGCAAUCUGUAUGGCUAAAUAUGCUGGAUUGCGUUAGUUUAUACACAAGGGGAUCAUCACAAAGAGACAUAGAGUUUUGUGUGUUGCAACUGCACUCUAGACCUGUAAGGCUAUGUGUCAUUUCUUAAACUGCAGCCUCCAGACUGGUGGGUCCUGGGUUGCGAAUUAACUUCUCCUGGAGCGCCUACUGGCUCACAGUCCUCUGAUCUUUGUAUGGUCUUUGUUUGUGGCUCCUCUGGUAACGAUAGUUGGUGUAGAGAAAGUCUCUGGAUCAAUCCCCUGAGGUCAAGGUGAGUAUGCUGUCCUCUUUCAUGACUAUUAGAGAGCCCUCCACUCCCCAGUUACACUUGAUGGAGUGAUCUCUCAGUCUCCCGGCAAUCGGGGCCAACUGUCUUUUUUCCAGCAACACCAAGAAACGGAAGGUCUACAUAUAGGGCGAUAUCACAGCCUUUGUAGUGCACUGUUCCCAGGGCUCUGGAGCGGAGUCAUAAUGGCGGAUCUUGCCGCUAUAUCUUUGGUGACGAUGAUGACAUCUCUGCGGGCUGUAGCCGCCUUCCUGACCCUGAACACCGCCGUCACCAGUGAGGUAUCUGUCUCCCACUUGCGGCUCAUAGUGGCCACUAGCUUCCACGUGAAGGACAGCAAUUCCUCUCCCCCAAUUUGUUCAUGGAUACCUCUUAGGCGGAUAUUGCACCACCUGUGUCUAGACUCCAACACAGUGACCGUCUUGUGCAGCAUCUGGACUUGGUGGCUAAGCUCCUUCACCUGGUUCUUAGUCUCCGGUGUUUGGCUGUCGGUGUUUGUCUCCAGUAGAUCUUUCUUCCACAUGCGCCUCAGCUCUAUUAAAAACCUAUUAAUAUCCCCCUUGGUGGAUGGGGAAGAGUCUUCCUCCAAUUCAGAUUUCCUGUAUACGCCAUCUGAGCCGACUGAUGAGGUGGAAUCAGCAUCCCCCUGGAACUCUUCAGAGGCCUCAGCCUCGUUUUGAGCCUUGGGUGACGGCCGCACUGUGGGCUUCUCAAAAGAGAGCCUGAUGUCGGGCAUUCAGGAGUCUUCCGGGCGGCGGGAUUUCUUGUGCUUGCUUCCCAUGGUUUGUCUCUGGAACGUGGAGGGUAUGGUUAAGUAUAUUUUUGCUGAUAGGGUAAAGUUCAAUUUUUUUAGCGGGUCCGUGUGGGAGCCUCACUAAAGCACUUCUGGUUUGGCUCGUUGUCGGCCACGCCCCCUCCUAAGAAGGUCUUUUAAUCACAAUUAAUAGGAUUCAAUUUAAUAUCCAGAGAAGUGUGAAGUCACGGAGCACACUUCAGGAAAUGUUUGUAAUAAAGUAUAGCUCUGUAGAGUACAUGCUUGAUGUAACUAUGCUUACCAUAUGUAGGCAUUGUGCCCCUGUACAGGCAUUAUUCUUACAUUAUGGUUGCAUUUUUAAGAAGCAGCAUUCAUAGAAAAAAAAUACCCAGUUUCUUUCAAAAUAUAUACACAAGCAGGGGUAUUUCACAACAAAUGCUAUUUCUCCUUUUAUGCUAGUUGUUAUUAUUAUUAUAUUUAUAGAGCAAUUAACUAAAUGGUGUGCAAAACUAUUCAAUAAUACAAAUGUGUGUGAAAUAAUUGUAGACUUAUUAUAUAGACUAAAUCGUGCACAUAACACAUUUAAAUAAAUCAUUUUAAAUCAAUAUUGCUCCUUGUAGACCCAGAAAGAAAAAUUAAGUGUAAUAUUGCAAAUUAUUAGGUCAACUUUUCUAAGUUCAUGUAUAUGAAUUUCACUUACAAGAUAAGAAUGGUAUGAGUGCCACUCCACACAAUUAGAUUUAGGGAGGAUGGGUCUCCAUCACAGUAAAACUCAUCCACAUCGGAGAAAAAAACUGCCGUCACCUUCAUUUUCCAUUAAAUUUUUUUCCAAAACUAAAAUAUGUUAAAACAAAUGAAACUAAAUGUUUUUCACUUGUUUUAAAACAAUUUUUAACUUUCAUUUUUCUCUCUAGCUUUACUUGCUACCAGGAGCAGUAUUGAUCUGUAGGUAUUUAUUUAAAUGUGUUAUGUGCACUGUUUAGUGAAUAAACAUUUUUACUAUAGAACCACAAGAUGGGUCUGUAGUUGUUUCAUAUAGCAUUUAGGAAUUUUUUUAACACACUUGGAUUAUUGAAUAGUUUUUCACACCAUUUAGUUAAUAGUUCUGUCACACUGUUAAUCACAAGAGUGUUUAUGGUUGCUGGAUGUCAUUUCCAAAAAUGGUUUUGUGCUUAGAAUUUGUAUUGCUAAAGAAAUUGUACCCCUAACCACAAGGCACAAUUAUUUAUUUAGCGUUAACAAAUUGCGCAGUCUUUUUGCUCAUGUGGGCAUGCUUUAUUGCCUAAAAAAGGGUGGUUGGGAAUAACACUUCCUACUGUCAAAGCAAAAUAAAUGCUUUACUUUAUGAUGUCAUUUUAUUUUGAGAUUUUCAAAUAUUUUUCUUAUUGACUGCAUUAUGGCUCAUGGCAGAGGCACAUCACGGUAUAUAAAGAAAUUGAAUCUGUGCUUACUUUAGCUUAUCACAAAAGACAGGCACUAUUAUUAGUACUAUUUAUAUAGUGUCAAUAUAUAUUCAAUAAGAAAAAGGGUUGAGAUAGGCCUGCUCCAACACACAUAAUCUAUGGUAGGUGGAUAUAUAUCACUAGCUAUCUUGCCCAAAGAUUCCUAGGGUUUGAACUGAAAUUUUGCAGUUCUGUGGCAGCGAAGUUAUCAUUACUCAAAAUACUACAGACAAUACCCUGCCUUAUAUUUUUAGAAUGGAUAAACAAUUUACUAAAAAUAGUUUGAAUUUUAUUUUUUAAAUUUUUUUUUUUAAAGAAGAACUUGCAUGGACUAUUUCUUUUUCUGAGAUCCACUCUGCUAUAUAUAUAUCCAGAUAUCGAAGCUUUAAAAAAUCCUACUAUCCCCCUUUUUUUUUUCUGUUUUUUUAUUAAUAAAGUAACCUUUUUUUCUAUAUAAAGUGUAUUAGAUUGUUACAUACACAGCAAUUGCUAAUAACGCAAAAACAAUAAGUAAGAUGAGCUGGUGACUGAUUCUAAACAUAAAUAUAUAAUGAAACAAAGCUGGAAGAAUGUAUUUUUUAAAGAGCAGAGUUUACAAUUACAGGUGUGUAUAUGUAUGUAUAUAUAUAUAUAUAUAUAUAUAUAUAUAUAUAUAUAUAUAUAUAUAUAUAUAUAUAUACUUUAAACUUGUGAAUUUAAGCAAUAUACUUUCUAGAAACUUUUAUCCAAGAUAAAAGGAGCUAAUCUGUGUAUACUUAAAUAAAAAAAAUAGAAAAAUUGCCAUGCUUUGAAAAAGUGCUUAAAUUGCUUAAACUAAAAACCAAUAUAUAUUGACCCAACAGGUUUUUCUGUUUUUCCAUGGGACAUGUUUGACUGCAGCAUUUGCUACAAAAGGAUAUUCAGAACAAUUAAACCUGCAAGCAGUUUAGAUCCGUACAAGAUAUUUAGUGAGACCAUGGCUAUAUAUUGUUCUAGAUUAAUUUAAGUAUUUUAUUUUGCUAUUUAUGUAUGUCAGAUUUAUAAUUCACAACGGUGCGACAUAUUUACAGACUCACUGGAAGAAUUGUAAUUUUGAUGGCAUAGACUUUAUACUCCUCUGAUGAGUUAUAUUUGAUAUGAAUACCUGCAGCUAUGGAGUGUUUAGAACAUGUAGAAUUGGUCUGUAGUUGUACAAUUACAUGUCUUUUGUUUUUCUCCAGUGAUUAUAACUCCAAGGUAUUUAAUUGGUUCAUCACAUCAUCUGAAAGAAUAACUGUUCUCCAAUACACUCUUUGUAGUCAUUGGCAGUGGCUUAUUAAGAACCUUACAUUUGACCUUCAUUGUUUACCCUGAUAAUCUGGAAGAACACAGGUACACAUUUGUAUUAAUUUGGCAAGGCAGUAAAAGACGAUAUCGCAGUGAUCAAGAUAUUAGCUGAAAAUGAGGCAGUGUAACAUUUGCAGAAAUUCCACAAUUGAGGCUUUUAAUAUGAAUGUCAGUUAUAUUUUUGUUUUCUGCUAGUGUUUCUGUGAUUAAUACAAAUAGUAAACGUGAAAGUGGGCAGCCCGGUCUAGUUAAAAUUGGAAGAUAACUAGAGAUGUGACUCAUAGUUAUACUGACAUGAAGACAGAGCUAUGCUAAGGUUGUAGCUCUUUCAUGGAAAACAUAUUAAGGAGUAUCCUCCACAGAAACGGGUUAAUUAGUGCUGGUAUAAGGCUGCCCAACCUAUUGUUUAGAACGUUAUAUACUUCAUAUACUUUGACAUACAAAUUUAUGAUAGAAAUCAGCUUGUAGCUACUACAGCAAGAAGGGUCAUUCCUUUCCCAAUGAAUGACUACAGUUGGGAGCUCAUGAAUUUUAUGUUGGGGAUUUGUUUCUUUCAUUAAUAAAAUAUCCAUUUUGGGGUUAACAUCUCCCAGUAUUUUGAGUAGAAGUUAGUUACAAAUCCAUCUGGUCCAGUAGGCUUCUAGAGUUUACAUUUCUUGAAAAUUCCUAUUAUCUCCUUCUGUGACAUAUCUUCAUCCAAUAACUUAAUUAUUUAAUCAUUCUUGUUAGCUCUGGAUAAGACAAGAAAGAGAGAGCAGUUUCGUUAGGUUGUGUGUGAAGACACAAAAUUGUCUACUUCAAACGUGUGUUAGGUUAUGGACUCACGGUUGAUCCAUUGAAUAAAUUAAAAUAAUAUUUAGCAAAUUCUUCUGCAGUGUAUUUUGAGGUCACUAUCAAUUAAACCUGAGAAAUUCUUAGUGGCAGAUACUGUACAUGUUAAAACUGUGUCCUUAAUCCUCUCUAUUUAUUGGCUGCCAUAAUAUCUGGCUGAUUUGCUUUUUCAUAGAACUAUUUUCUUUGAGCAAUUUGUUGAUAAUCCCUCUAAUCAUGAUAAUUUUCUUAAAAGGUUUUUCUUCGUGUGUCACUUUAUGUUGGCACUGCAGCGGCUUCAAUUUGUGAGUUCAUUCUGUCUCUAAACGAUGGGCCUCUUUCUUUGUGGCGGACUCUAUCCCUAUAAUUACACUUGUCAUGUAUGCUUUGAAAGUCCACCAAAUGUUUUUGUAGGAGACUUCUUCUGUUUCUUUGAAAAGGAAAAAAAUAUUAAUUGCCUGACUUAUAUCCAUAUUUACAUCACAUAAUGUUAUUCAGUGGUGUGUACGUUUUCUAACUGGUAUGUAACAGAGGUUUUUAUCCCAGCUAAUGGGACAGUAUAAACUAGGAGAACAAUUCUCACACGGACAGAGAGAACAUCCUCCUGGAAAUCUCCUGUUCUAGGGUUUAAUGGAUUAAUAAAACGAACCAAUCAUGAAAAGCUAAUGUGAAAUGUAUUCAACGUAAAAAUGUUUUGUCCAAGGUUUGUAUAGAUUAGGUUAUUCAUUGUUCGCUUAUGGUUAUGUGUUGUCAAAACACAUUUAUUUCAGAAAGAUUUUACCAGGUGAAAAUGCAUGAGGCUCAGAGGGAAUGUCAGGAUUUUAAUAUGCAAUUAUGUAGCGUUGAGAAACCUUGGCCCCCACCAAUAGAGAGAUUACCCCCUAUCUAGUUCCGCCACUGUAACAAAAACAACCUAGUUUGCACCCACCAGCCUCUACAUCCUCAAUGUUGCUCUUACUUUCUUCCCCUAUCCUCUCUCUUGUUCUUUCUUUCAUUGACCUGUAUCUAUCUCUUUCCACAUCCUUAUGCUCCGACUCAGAGAUUUCAUUACUAUUAAAAACCAUAGAGGGCAGGCUAUGGAGUAGCCCUUUUUCUCAUUACCUGGCAAAGGGAAUUAAUUCGCCUCCCGAACAGGGACCACCCCGAUAUCCCAUUUAGAAUGUUAGUUUAGAACAUUUACACCUCGCAACAUGGUGUCAAACCGCAAGGGAAACAAUUAAUGAGCGUUCGCGGAUUGUUUCCCGACUCGUUUGUUUCUCAAACGAGGACCUCCCCUGUGCCCCAUUAGAACGUUCACACCAAUUAAUCAGAACGUUCGCACUUGCAACAUAAGUGUGAAACUGCAAGGGGUGGCCGCCAUUUCGUACAGACUAAUACCGUUCAGGGGGAGCAUUUGUACCCUGAAUGGAGAUGCUUCCCUUGCAGGGUUUCACACAGACACCUUGCGAGUGGAGCCUGGUCGAGGAAGGUACUGCUGUGAGGGUCCCUGAGAUUGGUGUGGGCAUUCCUGAGGCACUGGCGAGUUUCGUGGGCUUUGCGGUGCCCGCUGGGACAAAAAGACCAGCUCUUUUCCCGUGAGCGGACUCUCUGGACCCGGGAGACAAAGGGACAGUCCCAUUUUCCCCCACUAGGUCUCCCAGGUACAGAGGUACAGAGGGGUUGUGUGCCAUCUAAACAAAAUCUUGUACAUUUGUUCUUGUGAAGUUACACAGAUAGACACCUUGGCUGCAGCCUCCCAAAAGUCUCCCCAUUCGUCACCAUCUAUAUCCCCCUCAUAGGGCCCCAGAUUGUGGAAGUUGAACAUAUGUAGCAUCUUCUAUAUUAGUAAGCAAAUAUUUUUUUUCAGGUAUUUUGACUUAGCCUGUCCAUAUUGGCACUGAAAUCCCUCAGCAUGUACAUGUGAGGUGCGUCCCCAUGUGAUCUAUUAACUUACAGCAGGAGCUGUUUCCAACCACCUCUUCUGCAUUUGCGCCUUUUUCUGACGCUGGCCACAUAGCUCCACCUCCCCAGGCCUGGUUUAGGAUGUGGACAUUUAUUCAUCAUCAUACUGAUGACACGCACCCACAUUCUGGCUUCAGUAAAAAAAGUUGACCAAACUCUGCCAACUUAUUUAAGGCUAUAUAAGCGCAUUUAAGAUGUUUUACUGUGCCCUUGUGUGGUUUCCAUUUCGUAGUUAUGUGAGAGUGCAUUUUCCGUGUAGUAUUAAUUGACUUUUCUGACCCUCGCGGGUUUAUCAAUUAUUCUUUAUUCUAUUCUCCCUGACCUUUGGCUUGUCUUAUUGUUUGUUACAUUCUGUCUCCCUGACCUUUGCAUAUCUUGUACUUCUCUAUUUUGUGUUAAGUCCUGCCACUAUAAGGCCAGGUAAUAAGCAUUAGUCUCCUUUUUCUAUCAACUUUUAAAUAGUUUUUUGUUUUUUUUAAUCUUUAUUUUAAUUUUAUUUUUGCAAAGAAAAACAAAUAGGCUUGUAAUGCCAUAACAGCGAGGACAAGCCAGGAUAUGUCAGUGAAAACAAUCAAUAUUAUGACAGAUGUGAGAACUGCACAGUUUUUAGAAUUAUAAACAUGCUUAUAAGAAAUAAGAAAGUGGGAUUAUAUCAGCAGUAACAAUAUUAUAGAAAAUCAGCAGACAUUGACAUAGAUAUAAAUGAGUAACUGUCUAAUUUGUAUGUUGAUUAAGAGGGAUAACGCUAGAUUGAAACAUUGCUCUGGUUUUGGUGUAUAAUUACAGGUCGAUUGGUAUGUCGGCAAAGUGGCAGUUGGAAGGUUAUUGCUGACAACUUGUGCAACGCUAAAUUAUACAUGAGAAUAAUAAAAUAAAAAAAGGCUAAAGCAAGACAAAAAUAGGCUACUACAAUAUAGUUGUACUCUACGAGUGGUAGGGCCCGUGACCACUACUCCCAGGGGAAGCAUAGAGGGGGAGUAGUUACUUAUAACUAUGGUCCCUCCUGCCCUGAUGCUAACUAGCAUAGUGACAGAGGAAGUCAGUGUCCCGGUAGUCCAAGUUUGUCCACUACGCCAGCCCCAGGCCAACUGCUGCAGCAUUGUCCAGCAGAUCAACCAGUAGGGAGAUCGGCCGCUUCUCUAUUCUUGAGCUAUUUUAACCCUGUUGGUGGUUUAAAAUGAGUUUAGCAACAUACACUAAGCAUUCACUAAGUUAAAGAUUUAAAGUAGGCUGAUGAAGUUUAGAUUUCGUAAUCCCAAUCUUUAUAGCAGUUUUUCUUUCUAAGGUUUGAAGCCAGCUAAACAGAUGAAUUUCAGUUUACCUGAUGAUAUUAUGGCAGCUGUCUACCUUUUGGGACACUUUCAAACUCACAAUUGAGCAGUAUUACAGAUAUGUCCAUAAUAUAACCCCCUGGCGGUUCCUAAUCUAGAAAGACAUUCCCUCUGUUCCAUAUUAUUCACUGUAUUCUGGUUUCUGGGGAGACAAAAGUCCACAAACGGCACAGUACGCGUAUUUUCAGUUAAUAAGCUUGUGGAUGCCUGAAGCUAUUACAAGUCAGUGUGUGUGUGCCUUAACAAGCAUACUCUAAUUAUAAUUACAAUUAUUUAUAUAACGCAAGCAUAUACCGCAAUGCUGAACAACAGGUAAACAAACACUAGACAUGAGACAAAUACUAAAUUCUAACAAAACUUGAUUGACAUGGUGGAACAGUGGGUAAAGAAGGCUCUGCUUAAACAAGUUUACAAUCUAACUACUUCAAACACAAGUGGUCAUGAUUGGCUGCCUUGUUAGCCAUCCUUUAAUCACCCCAACCACUUCAUCUAUGAGAAUCCCAUACCGGCCCUCCACACCCCCUACUAUCCAGAUUUAACACCCCAGUUUGGGAGAAAGUACGCACCUGUUCCCUGUCCCUUUAAUGUAACCAUUCGUAAAAGAUUUGCGUCACUGUGAGCUUAUGUGCCUCCCACUCCUUUUAAACGCAGUCAAGUGACUGCCGAUAGAGCUAUAUCAUAAGUACUGAGAAGCCAGUGUAUGAAAAUGCAGCCAUAUGGAAAGUUCCAUUCCAGUAAUUAUAACCAUUAUAAAAAUAGAAUGUUAUGGAAAUUGGUCUUCUGUGAUCAGAAAACCGCAUUACACACACUAAGGCUGUGUUUAAAUGUAAAUGUGAUGUAUAUAUCAAUGAAGUCGGAAGCUGGUUGUCUGGGGAAUCUCCAUGCUUCCUACAUCUGUGAAGUUGUGCUGCUCGCAACCAUUUAAAUUAUAUUAACACAGGGGCAAAUGUUACAUAACAUCAACAAUAUUAAUGGUACAUGAAAAUGUUAUGCACCAUGGAAUACUUUUAUGUUGUAUAAAUAAACUACAAUAACUGUAAUUGGUUUGCAGCUUACUUCUGUCUCUAUGCUCAUUAGUAGGCCAUAAUGUUCCACGCCUUUGGUCAGAUUAACAUAAAGCUGACAUGUAUGAGUUGUGCCCUGUUGAGCCAGAGCAUGAAAAAAAUUGUCAUAUUAAUUAAGGAGAACCUUAAACUCGAUUAGAUACAAUCACAAUGGCAACCACUAGAAUUUUCCUGUUGAUUACCCCAGAAUUGCUCUAGUUUGCCCUUGGCAAAUAAUGGCUCUUGAUUGUUUUAAGGUCAGGGGGUGAAGGAACUGUGCCAUUUUUAACCACUGGGUGGAGUAGAUGUGGUAUGCAUGGUCACUGAAUAUAGGGGCUGGGCCAUUUUUAGUGGCAUGGUGUAGGAAUUGUGCUGUUUUUAGUGACUUGGUGAACAAGCGGUGACAUAUUUGGUUCCUGCGUGGAGGGGCUGUGCCAUAUCCGGCCACUAGGUGAAGGAGCUGUGCCAUGUCUAGUAAUUAGGUGGAGGAGCUGUGUCAUGUGUAGACAUUAGGUGGGGGAUCUAUGCCAUGUCUAGUCACUAGGUGGAGGAGCUGUGCCAUGUCUAGUCACUAGGUGGAGGAGCUGUGCCAUGUCUAGUCACUAGGUGGAGGAGCUGUGCCAUGUUUAGUCACUAGGUGGAGGAGCUGUGCCAUGUCUAGUCUUUAGUUGGAGGAGCUGUGCCAUGUGUAGUCAUUAGGUGGAGGAGCUAUGUCAUGUCUAGUCUUUAGUUGGAGGAGUUGUGCCAUGUGUAGUCAUUAGGGGGGCAAGCUGUGCCAUGUGUAGUCAUUAGCUGGAGGAGCUGUGCCAUGUCUAGUCUUCUGGAGGAGCUGAGUCAUGUUUAGUCUUUAGUUGGAGGAGUUGUGCCAUAUGUAGUCAUUAGGGGGACAAGCUGUGCCAUGUCUAGUCAUUAGUUGGAGGAGCUGUGCCAUGUGAAGUCAUUAGGUGGAGGAGCUAUGCCAUGUCUAGUCUUUAGUUGGAGGAGCUGUGCCAUGUGAAGUCAUUAGGUGGAGGAGCUGCACCAUGCAUGAUCGCUGAGUGGAAGAACUCUUCCAUGUUUGGUCACUGAGUGGUAAAACUGUGCUAUGUUUGGUCAUCUGGAAGAUGAUCUGUGCUUUGUUUGUUCACCAGAUGGAGAAGCAGUGCCAUGUUUGGUCAUUUGUUAUAGAAGGUGAGAAGUGCAGUGUUCGGUCACCGGAGUGGAGCUGUAUUUUGUCACUUUGCAGAGGAAUUGAUCUGUGUUUAGAGAUUUGGCAGAGGGGAGGAACUUUGACUAUUGGGUAUAGGGAUUUUUACUUCUCUGAAUAAUGCAUCAUCUGUUACAUUGUUUGACUCUCCCUGCACCCUCUCAUAUUCUCUAGUUAUCUACAUUUGCUGCACCCCUGACACCUUCAGACAGCUCAUGCUCCAGGCUUUCAAUUCUGGUCUGUGUACGGGUGAAUAUGUCUUCUUUUACAUUGAUGUCUUUGGUGCCAGCCUGCAUGGCUCCAGCUUUCCUGACCCUCGACGACCCUGGCAUAGAGGAGAUGCACAUGAUGCCACAGCCAAGGAGGCCUUUAAGGUAAGGAAAGUCACAAAAGCCAUUUCCUCUUGUCCCAGAAUGUCCUUUGCUUUUCCAGAGGCAACUCAAACUUUUAAUAGAAUUCUGCUGUUUCCUCGGACUGGCUGAUGAGACGUUCAAGUCAUUAAUAAACAUAUACAGUGUGUCUGUCUUUUCCUAUCUCUGUGUAUUUCGUUUAUGCUGGAUCCUGGAGCCCCACAAGUGUUUUCCACUCUGUGAUUUAUUGGCUCUGACAGAAGAUAAAAUAAGUUAAUAAGUUGGUGAAUGUAAGAGGCGGGAUGUGCUUUAGUACUGGAUGGCAGAAACCUUCUGCCCAGUUUAGCAUGAUUUGAAAAGUGAAAGAGGCAGACAUACUCGAGGGGGGCUGUAAUAUUUAGAAGCUGUGGAUACCUGUCCCAAGGAUUUUCCAGUCCUGCUAUACAUAAAGUGAGGAGUGAGAGCCUUGAGAGAAUUACAUAAACUGGGCAAUCAUGGUGGUAUAGUUUACAUAAGGGGCAUAUUAUAGGGGAUAUAAAUGUAGGAGGGAUGAACACCAUACGACAUGUAGAUAAUGGAGGAUUUUUACUAAAGGGGAUAUGUCUAGGAGUGAGUAAUUUUAAACAGGAGAGAAAUACAGUAACAGUUAUAAACAAGAGGAGGUAUAGUAAAGGUUAUUAAUUGGAGAGGAGGUAUAGAAAAGGUUAUAAGCAGGAGAGGAGUUAUAGUAAAGGUUAUAAACCGGAGAAGAGGUAUAGUAAAUACAGUAUAGGUAUAGAGAAAUACAGUAACAGUUAUAAACAAGAGGAGGUAUAGUAAAUGUUAUAAAAAGAGAGGAGGUAUAGUCAAGGUUAUAAACAGGAGACAUAUAAUAAAUAUUAUAAAUAGGAGAGGGGGUACAGUAAGGGUUUUAAGCAGUAGACAUAUAUAGUAACGGUUACAAAGAGGAGAUGUGGUACUUUAACAAUUAUAAACAGGAGAGAGAGUACAGAAAUGGUUAUAAAUAUAUGAUGUGGGUACUGUAAGGGUUAUAAAUAGGUGAUGGGUUAUAAAUGGAAGAACGGGUACCAAAAGAGUUUUAAAAAGGAGUGUGUAUGCAGUAAGAGUUAAAAAUAGGGGCAGAGAACCAAACAUACACAGAUUAAAGGAGUGGUAUAUAUAACAGAUGAUGAUAACAUGUUGGAUUUAGAUAGAGGAAGCUGGUAAAUCUGUAAGAGAAUGCGCUCUAAUAGAUAGAUACAACAGUAAUUUAAUGAAUAACCAUCAACCCACUCAGAUUGUACUAAGAUACUGUGCACUAAAUCAUGCAUGCUUCCAUUCAUUCAUUCCUCCGGCUCACUCAGCUAGGAGAUGGCAUGGAUGGUGACAGCUAACCCGUCUCCCACUGUGUAUUGCCUUUGAGGUGUAAGCUGUCACACAGGAAUGACAAGUGGCAGGAACUGGGACAGGUUCUGGGUCUCUCAGUGCAGUCAGAGCAUGCCGCGUUAGAAUAUGUAAAUUACUGGAGACUCUAUAAAUUGUUCUACUGUAAUUCAGUACAAAGUAUGCAUGCCUGCUCACUAAUGGUGUCUCCCGGUCAGGUAGUGAUGAUUAUCACUUAUAGAGAGCCACAAAAUCCUGAAUAUAAAAGAUUCCUGGUGGACCUGAAGCAUUAUGCUGCUCUGCAUUUCAACCACACAACUGAGGACACCCUGGUGAGUACAGAUGGGGGAGUCGGGGGAUCUAGUAUGCACACAUGCUUUGAUACCUCUUAGCAAUUCCUCGACUAUUCUUUACUAAGAUAUAGUAUAUCAAUCUGAGCCUGAUCUCCUCACAAGCUUAUAACAUAUUGUAGAUCUUGAUAGUUGCACCACUGUGUCCUAAUAGACAGUAAAUUGUCUGCAAGAUACUAUCUAUGUGUAGGGUUAUGUUUAUUUUAUGUUUCUGUGUAUUUGUUUAGUGCACUGUAUAUGUAUGUAUGUAUGGCCCAGUGUACCCUGGAUGUGUGCAAAGGAUGUACCGUAUGGCCUAAGAUGAAAGCAUGUGCUUAUCAUGUGAGCACAACCAUCAUGUGUCACUAUAUAGUUUAACUACAUGUGUGUUGACAGAUGAAUACUAUAGCAGCCGCAUUCCAUGACGGUGUCAUGCUCUAUGCUCAUGCCGUCAAUGAGACCAGAGCUAAGGGCUAUAGCAUGAAGAAUGCCUCUGCAGUCACCGGUCACAUGUGGAACAGAACAUUCUAUGGUAAGACACAUUUAAACAUCACUGUUUAAAGUUCUUUGUUAGGCAUCAUUACAAAUGUUCUACUUGACAAAAUGCCACUUAGUCUCCUACUGAUGCAGCUUUAUGUGAUUCCACCAUUAACACUGCACUCUGAUUCGGCAUACUUUAAAGAUCAGAACUCAAAUUUUCCCAGUGAUGCUGUCAAAGAGAUUUCCAUUAAUGGUGUUACAUCAGUUCAGGCAAUGUCACUUUCUUAACAUAAUUGUUAAGUGUUAUUGUGCAGUAGAACAUUUAACACGUCAGUGAUGCAUCUUCGUAGUAUCCCACUUCUGACACCAAGUAUGAUUCCUCAGCUUAACUCAGCCUCAGAAUUCAGCCUCAUUUUCAUUCAGAUGUAACUUACUUUGAAAGUUUUUAUCUCCUGCUCUGUAAAUUGAACUUUAAUUGCAUACAGGAGGCUCCUGUAGAGUUUAGUAAGCUAUUAACAGAGCAGGAGAUUAGAAUUUCUCAGUUAAACAGAAUUUGCAAUAAAGGAAGUAUAAACAUAAGAUGACUCUUUACAGGAAGUGUUUAGGAAGGCUAUGCAAAGUAGAGAGGUUGGCUAGGGCUGCAUAAACAAUUAAACUCCUAAAUGGCCGAGAAUUAAGCAGUGAGACUGCAGAGACAUGAUCUAUACACAAAAACUGCUUCAUUUAGCUACAGUUGUUUUAGUGACUAUAGUGUCCCUUUAAGUACUUGUGUUGCUUUUCUUCCCACUGAACUCUUCUAUCUCCCUCUGUACUCACUGUUCAUUUCACUCAUCUUCCUGCUCUGUCCUUCCAUCACAUUUACCAUCUCCCAUCACUCCUCAUCCUUCUGUGCCAUCACUUCAUCUUUCCCCCUGCUGUACCCUCCUUUUACUCCUAUUUUUCUGUGCUGCAUUUCUGUUGGUUGGUCCUGGUGUGCCCUUACAGUAUAUUGCUUCUUUCAUCUGAUCCCUCUUCUUGACCAUCCCUUUGUGCCUUUUUAUAAUGCCCCUUCCCUCUUUUCCAUCCAGUUUUCUGUACACUCUGUUCCCUCCUGUCACCUCUUUUUGUAUCCAUCCUCUAUAUAAUUAAUUUCCUCUCUCCAUCUUGCACUAUACUACUGUUGCCUUACAUGCUCUCUAUUUUAGCCUUUUCAAUAAUCCCCGAUCUUACCCAUUUCUGCUAUGUGCCCAUAAAUCAAAUCUUUUGUUUCCACAAUUUCACUUUCUCCACAUUUCCCUCAUUUAAUUCUCCCUCCUGUUUUAUUUCUUAAUCUUUUCCUGUAACAGAGUGUCUCCCAUGUCGUCUCCCAAUCGUGGUCCACUCAGUAUUUUGCUAUCUCAUCUACCCUUUCUCUCUUCCCGCAGUGCUCCGUCUGUCCUUCCACCCACUGUCUGUUGAAUCAGGAGGUUUGCUUGUAAGAUAGGGGUCACCCAAGCAGAGUUCUUUCCCCCCACGUUGCAGCCUAUCCUAGUGACUCCUGGUUGAUGAGGGCAGCUUGUUAAUUAGAAAUAUGGAAUGCCGGGGCUGGGAGGAAUGUUUGUUCUGAAACGGACAACACACAUUAAUAAAAAACCUCUGAAGCUCAUGUGUGAGGUUACACAGACAUGUGUUACUGUAAUAAGUGGCUUCCUUACUGGUAUUUAUAGCUCACUAACCUGCAUAGCUCACAAUCUAGCUAGGAUCAUACUGCUUAUAGAUCUGGCACAUAAUAUUGCGCUGUAUCAAUCCAUACAGACUGCUGCAAUCUCUCCAUCUAUGGAUACAUAUUAUGAGGUUAAAGUAUAAUAAUACAAGGCCUGACUUUAUUCUACAUGUUUGAUUGUGAAGUAGACAUGAGACUUUUUGUUUAUUUUUGCAAAAGGCCCCCUAACUUUAUAUCAAGAAAAGUCAUUUUAACUGACUAUAGUGGAACUCUCUGUAUGUCCAGAGACUUAUCCCUGUCUGACGUUCGAGAAGUUGUUUUCAAGUCACCAUCUACUGCUAUAUCCUCCUACUAGGUAGCUUUUUAGAUAAGCUGUUAAUUUGUAUAAUGUUUGUCACAGGAGUGUCAGGGUUCAUGAAGAUGGAUGCCAAUGGGGACCGUGAAAAUGACUAUUCCUUGUGGGAUAUGUCUGAACGCAGCGGGGAGUUCCAGGUGAGAACAGACUGGUUUUGCCAUCAGAUAAGGUGAGAGAUCACGCCACAUACUCCAGUGAUUAACUGUUUCCCUCUGCCGCAGAUUGUAUUGAAUUACAAUGGGACAUUGCGGACCAUAGCCCCCAAGCGGGAGAUCCAUUGGCCAGGGAACAAGAUCCCAAGAGAUGUUCCACCUUGUGGCUUUGAUAACAAUAACCCAGAAUGUAUGAAAGGUAGGUGAGCAUGUAAGAAGAUGUUAUACAUUUCUCAUUGGUAUGCGUGUUGUGAUGAGGAGUUGUACAGUCAAUAUUGAUGGGGUUGAUAUAAUGGGAAGCUGUGCAAUUAUUAUUGGUGUCUGUUAUACAGUAAGUAUUGGUGGGUGUUUUGUGAUAAAAUGUUAUACAGUCAAUAUUGGUGGUUGUUGUAGUUAUGAUGGGAGCUUGUAAUACUGGUUUUAUUGGAUGUGUUGUACAGGUCGUCUUGGUAAGGGUGUUUCACCCCCUAAUGGGAGCUGUACAUUCAGUACUGUUGGACUGUUGUAAUGGGGUAUUGUACAGAUAGUAUUGGUGGGUGUGUUGUAAUGUGGUUUUGUACAGUUGCUAUUGGUGAGUAUUUCAUGAUGAUGAGUUUGAACUUUCAGUAUUGAUGGAAUGUUGUAUAGUGUGUUGUACAGUCAGUGUUGGUACGGAUGCUGUAAUGGGGUGUUUUAUAGUCAAUAUCAGUAGGGGUGAGGUACAAUCACUAUUGGUAGGGUUGUUGUAAUUGAGUGUUGUACAGUCAGUGUUGGUACGGAUGCUGUAAUGGGGUGUUUUAUAGUCAGUAUCAGUAGUGGUGAGGUACAAUCACUAUUGGUAGGGUUGUUGUAACUGAGUACAGUCAGUGUGGUAGGGGAGUUUAAUAAGUUGUUGGCACUGUGUAUUUUGCAGCUAGUUUUGGUGUGGGGUGGUGGUUGUGAUGGCAUUUUGUGCAGUCAGUUUGUUGUAGGGGUGAUGUUAUGCUGUAAUAUCAUGCAGUGGGUAUUGUUGCGACUGUUCUUUGUAGAGGUGAUGUAAUGGGUGGAAGCCAUAUAAUUACAGUUUAAGUUAGGUCAUUGAUAAUUAUUGGUUCCAUAACUUUUGUGCAAUUUAUUGUUUUCUCACAGCCAGCUUCUCUAUACUGGAAAUAACUUCCAUCGUUAUGUGUAUUAUACUGCUUGUGAUCACCAUCUCCUCCAUCUUUAUAUACAGGUAAAUCCUGCCAGGCUCCUCUUGCAAAUUGCAGGUCGAGCUUAUUGUCCAUUAUUCUUUCUGCUCCGUUUCUCGGCCUUUGAGCUGUUGCAUAAAAUGGAACUCUCAGAAUGGAAGGGGAGAAGGGGGCGGUAGGGAUUCUGAAUCACAUGAAUACUCGUUAGGUGCUCACAGGCCCUAUUCACCUUGUUUCAAUGCAAGCGGCAAGCUGAGCCAGUAAUUGCAUGGGAUCACAGUUUAACGUCAGCUGUCAAAACCAAGAGGGGAAAAAAGAGGAUUAUAGGAGAAAGUGUUCUGAGUCGUGCGCUGUACUGCCAAGACCUAGACCCUUACUGUCAAUUUAUCAAAGAUAUAAUAAUAAAUAUAGACAGAGUUUAGUUAGCUAACACCAUAAUGCAUUUAUAAAACCGUAGUUAACGAGUGACCUCAAACCAGACUUAAAUAAUAUGCAGGUGGGCCACCAUGCUCUGUGUAUUUUAGUAGAAAUCAUAUAUGUAUGUGUAUAACGGGUAUAAAAUAAAUAUAUAAAAUAGGUAUAUACAUAUAUGUUUGUGUGUGUGUAUGUAUUCAUAAACUGUUCCUGCAGGAAGCUACGUCUGGAGAAGGAGCUGGCUGCUGAGCUGUGGAAAAUCCGGUGGGAAGACAUUCAGACCAGUAACAUGGAGAAGAACUUGCGCAGGGCAGGAAGCAAACUCACCCUAUCACUGGUAACCUCAUCAGAGCAACACAAACCGCACCCCGUGUCCAAGGGCAAUCCACCCAUACGUAUUACUUCUUGUCAUAGCUCGGGAUCUUUGCAUUAAAGUCUGAGUCUUCAGAGGACCCGACUGUGACAAUAAAUCUAUGUCCAACUCUCUGCAUUUACUGGCUUACUUUUAACCAAUUAUGAUAUAGCACCAGCAAUGUCUGCAGUCCUAAUUUAGUACAGGCUUACUUUGAUGAGCAAGCAGUUGCAGCAGAUCGGAGACCUGCUGGAAAAGGGUACUUGGUCAAGGAAAACACAGGGUAUGGAGAGGGGCUAGAAAGGACCAGUUUCUUAGGUGAAUGUUGGAGACCUGUCUGGACCAAAGUGUUCUUAAUAUUCAAAUGCGGAGAAUUGUCUGCAGAUACUAGACUCAGUAGUUCUUAUUUAGAUUGAUUAAAGCUGCUUGUUAUAUGCACUACCAAGCUUAUUAUGUGUAUGUGUCAUAUAUUUUUCAGCUGUUGCUGUCCUAUGUUGUGCUUCAACUAUCCCCUAAUAAAUGCUUUUUUGUAACCCAUUUUCUGGCUCCACCUGAGUGCUCUCUAGCCAAACGUUUUAGUGUUUAGAUAUUUGCCAACCUGUGUUUUGGGAUUGUCAUUAACAGUUUUUUUGGUAACUGAGCUUGAAGAUGACAAAUGCUUUUGCUAGUAGGUUUAAUAAUUUGCUGCGAGUAAGGUAUCAGAGGGCAAAAAAUUGCCAUUCCAGCUGCGGAGGAAGGAAAUGUCUCUGAAGAAGGACAUAUUAGACUCAAACUCAUGGCAAUGUGUCCGACCAUUCCUGAUUAAGUUUCAGAGGAAGAGCCAGACCCCUGCAUCUCUUGGAUAUCUAACCCUAUCUCCAGUAUGUACCGGAUGGAUAUCCCGGAGUAUUAUGAAAUCUACUUGAUCCUGCUGACUCAGUACUAGUAGCACUAAGAUCCAUGGGAUAUUUGUGGAAGAUAAUAGCUGGAAUGGCUCCCACUAAAUCAUCUGAAUCUAUGAUUACGUUGGUCUCAUGUCCUCCUGUGUGUGAAAAAUUACAAAAACGCUGUGCCACAGUUUAAUGUGACAUUAUCUUACAUUCUCAGAGGAUGAAUUUACAUUACUGAGUAGAGUGAUUAUUACCCAACAGAUCCCCUGCCAAACCAUUCUGGCAGAGACACCCUUUGAAGACUUUUCAGGAUUUAUGGGGUCUCUUGGUGCUGGAAUUGUUACAUGUUUUACUAUGGUCCUAACACAUUACGUACUGACAAAGAAAUUGAAUAUAGAUUGUGUUUUAAAAAAAUAGUUUUUGUGUUUCAUACUGCAAGCCUUCGCACUCUCCACUUAGAUUGUUGAUAGUAUUAGUUGAGUGAUAUACAGCUGUGUGCUAUCAUUACAUAUACAGUAUUAUCCUACCAUGUUAAUUAAUAAAUCAACAUUGUAUAUUUAGGGACUAAGGGAAGGUAUGGAUACACACAGAGACAAACUUUUAAUCCUGAAAUUAAAUGCCUAUGACUUAAUGUUGCACCACACAUGUUAUGCUAGGUUUGGGAUUUAGUCAAUUUAUAGCCAGUUGGUGCUCUAUGCAAAGAAGUCACUAUUUUCUGGCGUUGUUUGAUUAUUACUUUCAUAACAUUAUUUGAUAGUCUUCAAUCUUUUAAUCUUCUCCCACUGUUGUCUUUCAACUCAUAUCCCUAUUCUUAAACACCCUGCCUUCCAAAACUUUUCAUAACAGGUUUAUUAGCAUAUUCAUCAUCAUCACAAGGUCUUCUCAAAUUCCACAAUGCACACUCAUAGCCAAAAAAAAUGAUCUUAUCUGCUUUCUUACCACCCUCUAUUGCCUUUGCAACUUCCACUUGUGUGUAGAUUGCUAGAAAUGAUAUGUCCACAAACUGUGCCAUACGCACGUUUUUACAGGAAAGUGUUUUUUUAUAUCUUGUAUUCCCACUAUUUCCUUUUUUUUUUUUCUUCUUUUUUUUUUUACUCCAGCGAGGUUCCAAUUAUGGAUCACUUCUCACAACUGAGGGUCAAUUUCAGAUUUAUGCCAAGACGGCCUAUUACAAGGUAACCAAACCUCCUUCACUAUGAUAUGCCACACAUGAACAUUGACCUGUUACAAUCAAUGCUGUCUUAUAACUAUUGUAUGGCACUCCCCUGAUGUGUUAUUGAGUCAUUGGUUUUGUCUGGCUUCUCCUUUUCUUAUUAAAAUAUGACCAAUAUACUGCCUCUAAAAGUGUUAUCUUAUCUGUUCCUAUUAGUGAUAUGACCCUCCACCUGUCUCCCGUAGUCCUCUCCUGUGAUUGCCAAUGAUUUUCUAACCUUGCUAAUAACGCUCUCAUUUUCCUUUCCAUACAGGGCAAUAUCGUUGCUAUUAAAUAUAUAAACCGCAAGCGCAUAGAACUAACUCGGGAAGUUCUGUUCGAGCUAAAACAUGUAAGCAAUUUUUGGACCCCUCCUGCUGACCAUUUGGUGAUCUUGGCCCCCACAUUCCCAUGCACUGAAUAGCCCAAUGAUGACCCAUUUCUUGCACGAUCCUCCUUCUGUGUUCAUCUGGGAGCCAUCUCUUUCAGACACAUCCUUGGCUAACACUUCCAGGAAAAUCUGCUGACCUAUCAUAAAUCCCAUAAACAGCCUGUUUUAUUGACCAUGCUCCCCUCCACUUAGCCUGAGUGGGAGGCUUCACGCUGACCCCUUACACGCGUGCACACACUCCACCCUUGGGGACUGCUACUCCACCCUAUAGUUUAACAUUGCUUUAUAUUAAUCUGUACAAAAAAAAAAAAAAAAGCUAAGCUCUUUUUUUUUUGCACAUUUCAUUCUUUUAAAAGUUCACUGGAGUUAAAUAUCCUUUUUACUGUUAUUUCAUUUUAUUUGCUAUGGAUCUCCUUAUGCCAGGGAGAACUCAUGCCGCAGCCUCUCCCCCUCCCUUCUAAGUUGUGCAAACCAUCAUAACAAAAUAACAAAUGCAGAAAAUUAGCUGCUGGUCAACAAAACAAGGCCAAGUGCUUGCUGGGAAGAGGAAUUUCAUUUCAUUGACAAUUUAACUGCUUUGUAUAAUGUUAACACAAAAAUAUAGACUGUAUUUUAUAGAUGCUUUACUUGAAGAUAGCAAAAAUUGGCACGUACAGUUGCAGAUUUACUGAGCCAACACUAACCUAGCGGAAUGUUGCCUGAGGAUCAUGGGAGUAAUAAUUCUAGAGCAGCUGGAGAGUCCUGCUCUAAUAAUUGCUAUUUACGUGACCUGCGUUAAAUGUCUGGCACACAUAGUUUACUAUUGCAAAAUAUGCAAAUUUCUCUCUUUUUUUGGGUGAUAAUUGCUUUGUUUUCUUUCUUGCUCAAUUUCUCUUUGUAUUGGCCCCUGUCUCUCAGCCCCAUGUCAGUAUCUCUCUCUUUCCAUCUCCGCUGUUCUUCAAACAGAUAAUGUUAUUUGCUCUGUUCCAAUAUUAUUUAGAACUGACCCUGACAUUUCAGUAAUGUUUUAGAUGUUCAGACACUUGGGAGAGAGAACCGCCUCCUCCUCUCUCACUGACUCUUCUUCCCACCCUGUGUCUCGCUCUCUGCCCAUUCUAUCCAUCCCACCCUCACCAUCUCUUUAUCACUCGAUCUGUCUCUUCUCUUCCAUCAGUAACCUUGUCAUGGCUAUCUCUCAUUCUAUAUUUCCAGAACUGCUAUCUCUCCCUCUGUAACUCUGACACAUCUACCUCUGUCCUGUAACGCUAGAGCUUCUAUCUCUCCCUCUGUAACUCUGACACAUCUACCUCUGUCCUGUAACGCUAGAGCUUCUAUCUCUCCCUCUGUAACUCUGACACAUCUACCUCUGUCCUGUAACUCUAGAGCUUCUAUCUCUCCCUCUGUAACUCUGACACAUCUACCUCUGUCCUGUAACGCUAGAGCUUCUAUCUCUCCCUCUGUAACUCUGACACAUCUACCUCUGUCCUGUAACUCUAGAGCUUCUAUCUCUCCUCUGUAACUCUGACACAUCUACCUCUGUCCUGUAACGCUAGAGCUUCUAUCUCUCCCUCUGUAACUCUGACACAUCUACCUCUGUCCUGUAACUCUAGCGCUUCUAUCUCUCCCUCUUUAACUCUGACACAUCUACCUCUGUCCUGUAACUCUAGCGCUUCUAUCUCUCCCUCUUUAACUCUGACACAUCUACCUCUGUCCUGUAACUCUAGCGCUUCUAUCUCUCCCUCUUUAACUCUAGUGCCACUACCUCUCGCUUUGUGCUUCCAGCCUGGGCCCACUACCUCUAUUACUCUAUCUCUGUUACUUCUUCCUCUCUGUACCUCUCCUUGAUGCCCCGCUGUGUAAUUCACCCCUGCUAUAGCCCUUUGUAUAUCUCCAAAUUUAUCCUCUUUAAUUCCAUCCCCACGAUCUCUGGCUCUGUAACGUCUCUCUCUCCCCUACUACCACAAAAUCUAUCAUUAUAGCUCCCCUAACCCUCCUUCUUUAACUUCGCCCCUGUUUCUACAUCCUUUGUAAUUCCAUACAGGCUGUCUCUGACUCUGUAACUAUAGACCACAACCUCUCCCUCUGUCCCCAUCACCUUUCCCUAAGUAACUUUAUCCCUACUAUCACUUUUUACAUCCCCACUAUCCUCUCUCUGUAACUCUGCUACCACUGUCUCUGUAAAUCCAUCCCCUACGUUUAACGCUAAUUCGAGCACUGCUAACUCCCCCUCUGUGAUUCGAUCCCCACCACCUCUCUUUCUUUAACUGUGUUCUACUUCUGUAACUCAAUCCUCACUACCUUUCCCUCUAGAACUCCAUUGCAGCAAUAAUCUCCCCUUUGUUAUUCUAUCCUGCUACCACUCCCUCUGUAAUUUCAUCCUCACUACUUUUUUAUCUCUAUAACACCAGACCUGCUAGCUCUUGUUCUGUAAAUCCGUCCCCCUCGUCUCCUGCUAACUCGAUCAUGCUAACUCUGCCUUUGUGAUUCAAACCCCACUACCGCUCCUUCUCUAAACUCUGUUUUUGCUACAUUUUCUUCUUUAACUCAGUUCCUGCUACCUCUGCCUCUGUAGCUCCACCCCCACUGCCUCUCCCUUUGUAGCGCAAUCCCUAUUACCUCUCUCUAUAACUUCUCCUCCUCUUUAAUUCUAUCUGUCCAUCCCCACUACUUUCUUCUCUGUAACUACCUCCAAUAACAUAAUUACAGUGUUUACCACUAGUGAAUGUAAAGUAGUGGCUCCUCCAUUAGGGCUGUUUAUCCAAUUGUUAACUGUUUAUCACUAGAAAUUCACAUCUUUCAACCACAUUUGUAUUAUAGAUGAGGGAUGUGCAAAAUGAACAUCUUACCCACUUUGUGGGGUGCUGCAUUGACCCACCGAACAUCUGCAUCCUCAUAGAGUACUGCCCCAGGGGUAGCCUACAGGUAAGAUCCACAAAGAGCAUGGCCAUCUAUCUCGUUAUAAGCUUACAUUCCUGGUUAUUUACAACUAGUAACUUUUUAUUGUUACUGCGUUGUCCCUUAAGACAAUUUAAAUAUAUUUAAUCCACGGAAUUACAAUUGCCACUUACCCCCAAAUAAUGGUAUAGUAUUUGUAAAAUGUCCCUAUAUCAUAGACAGAGAAGGCAUGUUUUAUCUCAUCACGUGUGUUUUUGGUGUUUGCAGGAUAUCCUGGAGAAUGAAAGCAUCACAUUGGACUGGAUGUUCAGAUACUCUUUAACAAAUGACAUUGUUAAGGUAAUUAUCUACCAUGUCCCAAGUUCUUGGGAACAGCCGUAUUAGAGCCACAGUUAGAAGUUCUAAUAAUGUACUGUACACUCCUCAAUACAUCUUGUCUUUAAUUAACCAAUAUACCCAUCUUGUUCCCUUCACUCUACUAUUUAUUCCCACAUCCUCAUCUACAGAAUUUCUCACAGGCUACACCAUUUUUAAGGAAAGUCCUACCUCCUAUUAUGGGACUUCCCCCUCUAGUAUUUGUAGUCACUGAUAACCCACCAGUAAGAUUGCCAUAGGUGGAGAUCUUACUUGGUGACUAUGCUCUUAUUACAAGUCCUCCUGUCCCUCCACACUUCACCUGUGUUUUCAUUAUCCAUUUUAGUUUCUCUCCUUCUCUACCAUUCCUCUUUACAACUUGAUAUAGACAUCUCCUCCCAUCUGACAAAUAGUUUUUCCUUUUCCUCCUUGAUUGAAAUCUUGUGUCUAUCAACAGUAUUUUUGUAUGUAAAUAAUCCCAUUUAUAAUUGUAAAGAAAAUGUGGAAAAUGAUGGCACUUUUGUUAGGCUGCAGCUUUUGCCAAGCUCUGCACUUUCCAUGGUUGUUUUCCUCAUUUCCUCUCUUUUUUGUUCCUUACUUUGCUCUUUUCAUGAAUUGACUCUUUCAUUGUUCUCUCUUAUCCCAAGUACGUCUCUCUAAUACAUUCUGUAUCCUUUCACACUUUUCUGUUUCCUCCUAACCCAGUAUCUCACCCACUGUUAAAUCUCUCUCCAGGGGAUGCUUUUUCUCCAUAACAGUGUCAUUAUAUCUCAUGGAAACCUCAAGUCCUCCAACUGUGUGGUAGAUGGUCGCUUUGUCCUAAAGAUAACGGAUUAUGGCCUGGCGAGUUUCCGCUGCGCUCUGGAUUCAGAGGAUACCCAUGCUUAUUAUGCCAGUGAGUGCCAACAUUGGCAUGUGUGCAUGUGAUUAGAUGACUUGUGGAUGCUUUGAGUGUGGGAAUGUAGUGUGUUUGCAAUAAAGGUAAAAUGGUGUUUUUGAGAGAGGAACCAUCGGAGGAGGCUGCAAUCAAAGUGCAAGGCAAUGUUAAUGCUCCCUCAAAUACUCCACAAUUAUAUUUUCUCUUUUUUCAGAGAAGCUUUGGACUUCUCCUGAACUGCUCCGCAUGGAAAAUCCUCCCCCACAAGGUACCCAGAAAGGAGAUGUAUAUAGUUUUGGUAUUAUACUGCAAGAGAUUGCCCUACGGAACGGUGUCUUCUACAUAGAUGGUUCAGACUAUAGUCCUAAAGGUAGGGAUCCUGCGUGGCCAUCCUUCACUGGAAGAUUCACUCUCCUUUUCUGUCUUUCCAUCAAUUCUUGACAUAUCUGUAACGUGUUCAUACCUUCUCUCUCUAUAAAAGUGUGUAGCGCUCCUCUUUGUGUGAGCUUUCUGUCUGAUGUUCUACUUUCUCCCUUUUUACAUUACUUUCUUGUGGCCAGAGAUAAUUGAGCGAGUGCGGAGCCGGGAGAAGCCCAAUUUCAGGCCCUCCACCAACAUGUAUUGCCAUAUUCAGGAGCUGGGACUUCUCAUGCAACGUUGCUGGGCUGAAGAUCCAUUAGAGAGGCCAGACUUCCACCAGAUUAAAGUGCUGCUACGGAAAUUUAACAGGUAGUCUGUUAUUUUUUCCUCAAUCUCCAUUUGUUCCUGUUACCUGUUCUCCUUUUUUUUGUCCCCUUCCUACACACUCUCCAUGUGUUUAACUUCUCACCCAGGGAGAGCAGCUCUAAUAUCCUGGACAACUUGCUCACUCGGAUGGAGCAAUAUGCUAAUAACCUAGAGGAGCUGGUGGAGGAGCGGACACAGGCCUACCUGGAGGAAAAGCGUAAAGCAGAAGCACUACUCUACCAGAUCCUGCCACAGUGAGUGUGAGCAGCUCUGGCCUGUUUUAAGUCCACUGCUAUCCUCUCUAUUGUCAGACCUAUCGCUAACAAUACCCUUUUAUGUGAUACCUCUCUUCCACCACCUUGUACUGUAACACAUCUUUCAUGCUAGAUCCAUUUCCUACUACCCAUACGGUUAAAUCUCCCAUUACCUUGUACUAUGAGAAUUAUUUUGUGCCAUCGUGAUCUGAAACCUCCCUUUAUCACAUGCCAUGUGAUCACUCUAUAGAAACGUUGCAUUGCGAGAGCUUUAUUGCAUUUUACCGCAAAAUAACUCUCCUGCCACCCUGAUUUGUGAGACAUUCGCUCUGUUUUAUUUCCACUACCCCUAACUGUGAGACAUUUCCCUAUUCCGUACUUCAAGAACUUUUACUGCACCCCAUAAUGUGUAAUGUCUCUUUCACCACGCCAUAUUGUGUGAUCUCCCUCCUUCACCCUCCCCAUAUUGUGAGACCUUUUAUUUUCCCCACGCCAUACUGUGAGACCUUUUUCUUCUCCAACCCUACACUGUGUGAUCACUCUCCUGUUCUUUGAGGCUUUAAAUUCAUGCCUUUCAUGAUCCUUUAUUGUGAUCCCGUACCUGCUCUCUCUCCUCCACCACCCUAAACUCUUUGACCUUUGAUUUGUUUUGGCUAUCUGCAUCUUAUAAUCCCCCCUCUGUUUCUUUCCCUUUCCACCCUGUCAAUGUAUGAAUUUGCUGUCUCUCCUGACCCACAGCUCCGUGGCUGAGCAGCUGAAGAGAGGAGAAACAGUUCAGGCAGAAGCCUUUGACAGUGUCACCAUUUAUUUCAGCGACAUUGUGGGGUUCACAGCACUGUCUGCAGAGAGCACCCCGAUGCAGGUAAAACUAAUUAGCUAUCACAUCUUGUAUCCUCAUAAUUUGAAUCGUACCACAUUACGUGCAAUACCUGUGGAGAGCUAUUGUGUCCAAUGUGAAUGUGUUAUGAAGAUAAUGUGUCUUUGUUGAGCCUAUGGAGAGCUGCUGGGCUCAGUGUUGGGUCUGUGACACACUGUACUGUUCAUCGUUCUUUAGUGAGAUUCAGGAUUCAGUGUGCAGUCUGUGAUAAACUGCAUGUGUGAAUAAUAUAGCACAUUGUGCUGUGUGUAUGUAAUGGCAACAAAUGUGUUAGUGUAAAAAAAAUUCUGAAUAACUAAAAAUGAUAUAUAUACAAUCGAGAAGGACUCUGCAGUCGACAUCUCAGUAUAUUGUUGGCCAUGGUGCAACUUCCGUCAGAUACAAAAUAAAAAAUAAAAGUGCACUCGCUGGACUUAUUUGCAAUUACUUGUAGUCCUGCCUUUAUUUAUCCAUGGCAGUAAAAAGCACAGUAGUCUACUGCGUUUAUUACUGCCAUGGAUAAAUAAAGGCAUUACUGCAAGCAAUUGAAAAUAAGUAAUUAAGUCCAGUGAGUGCACUUUAAUUGUUUAGUUUUGUGUGUGUAUGUAUCUAUUUUAUUUUUGUAAUUUUUCCAUUUUAUAGGUAGUAACUUUAUUGAAUGAUCUCUACACCUGCUUUGAUGCAAUAAUAGACAACUUUGAUGUGUACAAGGUGAGUCACAUUUCAUCACCUUGGGACUCUUCUCCCAUUUCCUCUAUUUCCUAGAGGAGCAUUCUGAGCACCAUAUUCGGUACAUGUCAGUGUAGUAGUUUUGCAGCCAUUAGGCCGUGUGUGCUUUCCCUUGGUUCUUGGUUAAAGCAAUUUCAAACAUGUAAUUGCUAAUGUGGAAGUUCCACUUCUGCUUGACCAAAAUCAAUGUGAUCCUUAUUUUAAUCCCAUUCAUUAGUUGAGAAUGUCUGUUGAUUCACUUAGGCAAUGAGUAGCAUUACCAUAUGGAUGAAACUGAUGAAGUGGAACUUCUUCAACAAUUCCAGCCUCGAGACCAAAGUUUAGGUAAAAUUCUCAGAUGUUUUUACCAAGAACCAGGGAACAGCAUCUGCAGUCUAGCAGCACCCUAACCACUACAUCAGCUUUUUAGUGUUUUUGGUACCUAGAUUGCUAUUUUAAUUUGUGGUAGUACGUGAUUGUAAAUGAUCAUUAUUGUUAAUAAUAUCAUUAAUAACAAUUAUUAUUAAAGGUGGCUUAUUCCAGAAUUCCUAUAGAUACACUCUGUUUCUAAUCUCUCUUUAUCUCGGGUCUCGUUCUUUCUCCUCCACUCCCCAAGGUGGAAACUAUAGGCGAUGCAUAUAUGGUGGUGUCUGGUCUCCCGGUUCGUAAUGGUAAGCUUCAUGCUCGUGAGAUUGCACGCAUGUCCCUUGCUCUCCUAGAUGCUGUGAAAACCUUCAAAAUCCGUCACCGGCCUGACCAGCAGCUUCGACUUCGCAUUGGACUUCACACAGGUGAGAGGGUGGAGAGUGCUCCUUAAACGGGACAGCUCUCACGUUUUUAAGGUGUUGUCACAAUGACGACAUUGUUUUCUAUGACAUUUUCAUUCUGAAGAUCUUGUAGUCUACCUUCCAGGUUAAAGCUGGAAAGGAUAAGUCACUGUACUUUGUUUUACCUGUUAAACACAUGCAUUGCUCAUUCUCAUAGACCGCUGUAGAUUGCAUGCGGCAGGCUUAUUUUCUUUGCCACCAUGGAAGCUCACAGACUCACUAAAGACUCUUCUUUUUGCUAGGUCCUGUCUGUGCUGGGGUAGUGGGACUAAAAAUGCCUCGAUAUUGCCUGUUUGGAGACACAGUGAAUACAGCAUCGCGCAUGGAAUCUAACGGAGAAGGUAAUUAGGUGUAUAUCUCUAGACAGGCCAAAUACUGGAGGUAUCUUGAGCUGCCAUGUGUUAAUUUUGGCCACGUUUAUCUGUCACAUGAUGUAUUUGGCAGUUACAGGUGUCACAUAAAGUUUGUCUCUAGAGGUGCCACGUGGUGUGUGGCUUUCCUAGGUAUCUGUAGAGGUGCCAAAUGCUGUAUGUGAUUGCCAUGAGUAUCCCUUGAUGUUGAGUGUCACUGUACUGGGGAUCUUUAUACCUGACUGUCCCUCUAGACAGGUGGAGUACUAAUGGUACUGGUUGUGACUAUGGAUUUUACUGGCUCUUUUGCAGAAUGCUCUCAAUCCUUGUGCUAUGAGAGUGCUUACAAUCUUAGAUCUUCUGGUUGUGUUUGUAUGGGUUGUUGGCCGAGCACUGUCUGACUUCCAACAUACUUUCAGUCUUCAUGUUGUCAGCAUGCUUGCUGUGUAGUGUUCAUAUCAGUUGUGUCUGUGGACGAUGCACUUGUAGCAUUAUCUGGCUUUGUUCCAUUAUACUUUGGUAGUCCUAACAGAACAUGGCAUGUAUCCUCUGGUGAUUUCUAGCCACUUAAAGUGUAUCAGUGUAAUCUCCAGGCUCCUGCAGCUAUACUAGCCAAACUCAUCUUUCUGUAUUCCAGCUCUUAAGAUCCACGUUUCUACGGCCACGAGAAAUGUCCUGGAGGAGUUGAAUUGCUUUGAGCUAGAACUGAGGGGGGAUGUGGAGAUGAAGGUAAUGCUUGCGUUAUAUGUAACUUGUGCUUGCUUAAUGUAAACAUGUUACAUUAAUCUGACCCUUGUACCAUCACUUAUUGUCCUAAAGGGUAAAGGAAAGGUGAGGACAUACUGGCUACUGGGCGAGAGAAGCAGCAGCACCCGUGGGUGACAAAGAGACCUGUUCAUAAUAAAUGUGUUUGUUUUUACCUCUGGGGUGUGACUGAGAUCCCUGCACAUCCCUGUCACCCCACACAUGACUUUACUGGGGCUGUAAAUUGACAUUCACUUGAAGUGGAGUCAGAGGACUCAGGGGAUGCUUGUUUUCGCCUUCCCCCCACCUCGUGAACAAAGACAUGGAACCAUACAAUGUGCUGUUAUUUCACGCAAAAUGCUGACCAGAGCAGUGACCAAAGGGAAAGACGAAUUGGAGGAAGCGUCUUGGAUGUGGUUUAUUUGGUUUUCUUCUGCUACGAAGAUCACUUGAGUCUCCUACCAAUUUCAGACAUUCAACUUGUACUCAUGAUGAAAAUGGUUCUUAAAUUUUUUACAAAAUGUUAUCUUUAUGCCAGAGGUUUAUUUGAUGUGCACAGUUACAAUGUGAAAAAUUUUCAAGAUUUCAUUAAUUUCUGCUCAAACACAUUAUUGUUUUAGUAAAGACUUGUAAAUGUGCACAUCACGCAGUUUGUAGCAAGAGAAACUAUAUAUGUUUUUGAAGACCUUGAAGACUUGAUUAAUUGGACUUACUUAGUUUUUUGUUUUGACGACUUUUGUGGAAGUACAGAAGUGAGCAGGCAAUGAAAAGAUUUGGUGCCCUCUUUUCCCUAUGCCUCCAAAAUAUGUGCUUUGUUGCAAUAGGGUGCAGAAAUAUUGGAUAUCAAAAUAGACUUGAGAGUACUGUUUGUAAUCUGCAAUACAUUGUUGUGUACCGUCCACAAAUCUGAACCAAGGACCAUUAUUUUACUGAUAUAAAGAUUUCUAAAUUCUCUCAUUCUUGGUGUUCUGAAGCAGAGGGGAUAAAAAAUAUUUUAGGGGAACCUUGUCAGAAGACAUCUCUAGUUGUUCAGAGAUUAUAGAACAGAGGUGAGAAACAGUAGGAAAGAGGUUUGAUAAUCAAUUAAGUAACUGAUAAGCAAUUAAAUAAUGUGGAAGAGAAAUUAAAGAGGUGGGAAAAGAGAACAUGUCAAUAUUCUGGCGCAUAUGAAAGUUGGGAUACAGGUGUGUAUCUAUAAAGGAAUUAGUAACAGAUAGUGAAAUAGUGUUACAUUUAUAUAUAUAAUAGCGCUAUAAUUGUUGCACUUACAGAGAAGACGAGUUAGGGUGCCUCCCCCCGUGAUAGAAUUGGGUGCCAGAGUAGGAUAAAAUCUCAAAGAUCCAGGUUGGUAUUCAAAAAGGUUUAAUGUAAACAAAUUCAAAGACAAUGAAAUGAAUAAAAUUGGGUCCAACGUGUUUUUUCCCACCUAGGUGGACUUCCUUUGGGACCAUAAAUAAAAACAAUCAACAUGCAGUAAAUCAUAAAACAUACAGCCUAAUAACCUCCCCCACUGAUACCACUUAUGUAGGCCUAAUCCCUAUCAUUCAUUGGUGGCUUGUCAGGUGUGUCUCCCAGUUGAUCCAUGAUAGGUUCCUUCAUGUGUCCCAUUAACCAACGUUCUCCGAAUAUGAGGAUUCCCCUCCUUGCAGCCGCUCUACCUAAUUUCUGGAUGUGGACGCCAUGAAUGCUUCCACUUGCGUUCCACCGCCAGCUUCCCUGCAUUCCAUUCGUGACUUCAUGUUCCUGUCGGCUAUAUGAGCUGUGCCGAUCACAUGAAAAUGAAUUGCCCAUUAAAAAGAAAUAAUACAAGUAUCUUAGAUGAAGUGUUGCAAUUUGUUUCAAGUAACAAAUAAAACAUCCAAAUUAAUAAACCAUAUCUCAUAUA
Molecule: messenger RNA, 48767 nt
Organism: Pelobates cultripes (western spadefoot toad)
Lineage: Eukaryota; Metazoa; Chordata; Amphibia; Anura; Pelobatidae
Source: the annotation of a GenBank genome assembly